AUGAGGAUGAUGAGUGUGUGCCAUCGUCCCACACAGAUUGUUGUACGGAGCUUCACGCCCCCCCUGCUUCUCCUCCUCCUGCUCCUGGGCAGCAGCAGCAGCAGCAGCAUUGGAGCUGUCCCCUCUCCGUUCCAGCUGGCCCCGGACACCCCGGCCCCCGCUGAGCCCACCCCAACCCAGGUUACCCCUCGUCCGGACCCCUGCGAAGGGAGACCCUGUCUUAACGGGGGCUUCUGCCAGGCCCUUCUCUCAGCUGGUAGGCCAGAGGACACCUGGGAGUACACCUGUACCUGCAGCCAGGGCUUCACCGGACAAAACUGUGAGGUAUGGACCUACUUUAGUCCUAAUGUGGAUCAAACACAGCAUUAACACCGAGCAGGCUCUUCUUUUGUCUGAGAUUUCUUUCUUGUUUUUUUCCUGGGAUCAGACAGAGUUGGCAUGUUGCAGAGGACGAAGAAUUUGAUGUAAUAGUUAUGUUAAUUUUCUUUUCAAAGCUUAAUCACUCACAAUCACGACAUGUAAAGACACCGGCUUAUAGUCUGUGUUCAUCACUCAAGAAUUAAGCACCGUAUAUGCUUAGUAUUAAUAUUAAUCCUGAAAGGAACUACCUCCGCUCGGCGCUUCUUCGUGUCUCGUGUUGAGCUUAAAAGAGUUAGAGUCUUGGAUCAAGUGUCAGUCCGACCGCCUGUCAUCUUUCCGCUUCUUUCAACUGAAACCGUCAUUAUUACCUCAUGGAUGAUGAGUGUGAUAACAACCACAUCCAGUAUGUGUGUGUGUGUCCAUGCAGUAGAUGAUGGUGAUUGUGUUCUUGCUCCCUGCUGUUGGACCAUUUUCUUAAAGGGAGCAUGUGCUGUCAAUGAGGGGAGACCGAGAUGAGUGCUGCGUUGCUGUGGCAACAGGAGGGGGAGAGCAGCGAAAGUGAUAUGCGAGCGUAGACCGUGUUGUGGGAUAUAUGCGUAGUAUGCAGCAAAAACAAUGCACAGGAGACAGGAUGAGAUCUGAGGAGCAGUGUGAGCGUCUUUAUUGUACAGAUGUAGGAAUCAGUGCAGAUGUUACAGACCAGAGGAAACCCGAACGAUCCUCUGAUUCUGAGUGUGUAUCUGAACAUAACAGGUGUGUGUUACACUGUGUAUUAAACAUGUGCACUUGUCAUGUGUGUGUGUGCAUGCAUGAAUCCCUUUAGAUGUGUAUUACAAGUGCAAAUCGUUUCCUGCCCAAUAUCGGACUCUUCAGGAGGUUGUCCAAGGACAUGUCUCAGUGUCCUCAAAUUGAACAGGACAUUAGUUUUGUUAGAAACCCAACUUUACUUUCCUGGCGGUCAUGAAGAUCAACUUUUACUUCUUGGUGAACUGAGAUAAGUUCAAGCCUGCUUAGACAACAUCCAUAUAAAGAUCAAUAAUUUAAAUCAAUGGGUUUGUACUUUCAUAAUGACUCUUCUAGUCCCACUUACAGUGAUAAUGAUUGUACUUUGCUAACAUGACUUCAUAUGCUGCUUACUGGAUAUAUAUAUAUAUAUAUAUAUUGUAUAUACUGUAGAUACACUUAACAUCGUUUCUUGGUUAUAAAUGAAACAUGUGCACUGCAGUGUAUCAUGAGUAAUAUGUGUGGGUACAUGUAUCUCAGAGCUGACAUAUGAUAUAUAAUAUAUGACAUGAAACAGAAAAACUUGUAUCUGCUGUUAUGUCGAGUAUCAAAAAUGCAUCAACCUGUUAUAUCGAAUAGAUUUGUGUAUGUGUGAUCAUGCACUGAGAGAACUGUUGGGCAUUUAAGACGCAUUACUUUCCAUGCUGUAACAUGGUUUGGUUGCAUCUUGAGGGGGAUUCAAGUGUCACCUGGGCUUGUGUGGAUUAGACCAAAAUAACUCUGCGUCCAUUUGUCAGCAUGUACGGACAGGCAUGAAUGAAGAAGUGCAUCAUUCACAAUUCAAAGUGACUUACUUGUCUUUUGCAAUUCUCCCUCUCAUUCUUGGAUGGAUUAUUUUUUCUACUUUAACACCUUUUGAUGGUGUUUUUCUUUGUUAAAAAAUGAAAUUAAUUAAUUAAAAAAAAGAGGUUUUGACUGCAUUUUUCCACUUUCCCUUUUAUUUUCUCUCUCAAAAUUGUGUUUUUGUCCUCUGUAAUUGGAAUGUUUUAGAUAUGAAGGCCAUUGAAAGAUCAGAAACAUGGUUUGUUUUUAUACGAGAAAGGGCAGGAUGGAAAAUAAUUGUGUUAAAGAAAAGCUAAACACAAUGCCUAACAGAGAUUAACGCUCCUGACGUUGACCUCUACGCUUUUCUUUUUUUUCUUUUCACGCUUUUUUUUUUCUCUAUCCAAGGACAUUCGAAACAGGGAAGCAGCUCUCUUUUACUUUAAUUUAGCACUGUAUUGAUCUCCACAUAAAACUGCUCUUUGGCUGGAUUGCACAGAAUUAAUCUGAGCUUUACGAUAAAUGGACCGUGGCCGAGCCUCUUUAGCUGAGUCUUUAGGCUCAGUCUGCAGCUCUGCCUGUGAGUCAUGCAGGGGUAAGAGAGAGCAUCAGGAAGCAGCAGAGAGGAUGAAUUAGUCUGCUGCUGCAGCAUCACGGAGAGGGGAAACAAUGGCAAGGUGACUGGGUGAGUUUGAGCUGAAUCACCAACAGGUGGCAGCCAUGUCUCCCCUGGUGCCGGCUUUGUGGAUGUACAUUCACUGUUUUUGCUUAUCUUGUGUGUGAAUGCAAGUAAAUAUGACAGUGAAAGGUGAUAUAAAGAGCUUUAGACCUUUAGCUACAGCUAGGCUAACUGUCUCCUUGACUGUCCUGGUUUCAUGUCUUGUAAUAGAAAGCAGCUGCAGUUUGUUUCCCUGCAGCCUGCUUCACUGCACACAAUCCACAAAGGACAGUGUUGUCGCACAAACCGAACUGAGGCUGGACAAUACAGGCGCAGGGAAAAUGUUCAGAAAAAGAGGCAUUUCUCUUCUGCUGUAACAAUGACAUCCACACACUCCAACUUUAUCCCCUUUAUGCGCCAAACAUCAGGCCCAGCACAGACCCAGAGCUGGGCCUAAGGGUGGGAUCAUUGAUUUUUGGCUUGCUCCACUCUCACUGGUUGUGUCCUCUCCAUGGAAACGAGAGCAUCAGUCAAUUGAGAUUUGGUAAAUGACCUGAUUGGCUGAGCACAUUGCUAGUUUGCUCUCUCUGUCCUCUGUAUGCGUCACAACGCAGAUGGUCCGGUGAGGACGGAGGAGGAGAGAGGGAAGAAAGGAGGAAGGAUGAGUUGGGAGAAAAAAAGACAAGGAAGGAUUAAAAAGGGAGAAAGAGAGGGAGAGAGAGUGAGGAGAAAUCACAAUGGGAGCCAGGGGAAGAAAAAUAUCUUUAUAAAGUGAGUUAAGUCCUGGUUUUAGAGCUUAGUGAAGAAUUACUGUUAAAAACCAGUGCCAUGUUCUUACCCUCUCUUCUCUCUCUCUCCGUCUUCUUUUAUCUGUAAUUCUGUGUCGAACCUGCUGUGACUUUCACAAAGCAGGAUUAGCACAAAAACCCACGCUGAGUCUGUAAAAGUAAAGUAAACUUCAGCAGUAGAUUCAGGAUUAAAACCCAGUCACGCCUGUUGAUUUCAGGACAUUUUGCAACCUAUGAAAAUAUAAAUAAAUAAACUUAUCAGUUCAAGUUGCUAAUCCUGCUUUGUGACUCACCCCUUCUGGCUGUGUUUUUAUUCUGCAGCAAUCAAAGCAGCCUCAUGCAAACCACAGCUGCGGGCACCGGGGGGAAAAACAAGCCCACUGUAGUCAUCUAUGGUUAUAAUAUAAGCCUGCACCUUUUCCUGGGCAGCAGCCUGUAAGCUGUCCUGUUGGAAUUCACCAGCCUUUCUCUUAGUUAUUAGUUUCUCAGCCGCUGGCUUAUUCAUUAUUAAAAAGCCUGUUGUGAGCCCUGAUGGAUUUGGUAACUUGCUCCUAAAACACAAUGAGGCUGUGGAAGAGAAAACAGCCGUUCAUCAUGUACUCCUCGGAGCUCGAACUGUUACCCGGCUAUUCAGCGAUACGACAGCAGUGGUUUAUGGCAGAAUUUCCAGUCUUAAGUUCGGGUUUACAGCUCAAGCAUUAUGAACAAAAGAUGUUGUUGUUUUUUUUCAUUUUGCAGUUAUUUGGAGAGGGGAUGUGGGACUGCAGGUUGUGCAAGGCGGAUAUCUAUCUGAGAAGCACAGAAGUCAUUUGGCAGUUUCUGCAGAUAGUUCUGCCUGGAUUUAAUAAGCUCACAUGGAGGAUGUCAGAGGCAGGCAGGCUCGGAGGCUUUUUCACCCUUAUGCUGAUGUUUUUUUGGACCUGUUCACCUUCCCUUCUCUCAGCACGUAAAGCUGCUUUCACAUCUUCAAGCUCCUCUGUUUCACUGUUAAAUGAGUGUAAUUUAAGUCUCGACUCUUCUGUCUGGGAUUUGACACUUAAUCAAAUACAUUUGUACACUUUGAUGCAAGAAGAUCAGUAAAACUCUUUUGAAAGUGAGGGAAAAAUUAAAGCUCCAAUUUGGAUCGAUUUUAGCACCCCUGUUUGACAAAUUGGUACCUUAUAAAUUGGCCUAAGCUGCUAUAAAUCAAUCUAUUGUCAUUAACAUGCUGUUCCUAAACAGUACUCAUACUUUUUCCACUAUUAUCAACGCUGUAUCUGUUCUUAUUAUCGCUGUUGUUUGUCUCUCUAUUUGUUCCUAUAUCCUUAUCUCGACAGGUCGUUUCUCUGGCUGUUUUUAAUGCUUCACAAAUUGUGGUUAAGUGACAACAUAUUGAAAAACCAAAUCCAUUGAACAGAGGGUCUGUUAAGUAAUCUCACACUACCAUGUUUGUCAUUAUUUUAUACACGACUCAGUGACAAAGGGAAGAUGUAAAUCAGAUGAUUUGCAGCAAGUAUUUAUAUCUAAGAUCCUUUUUGCUUGAAUUUCAGUCAGUUUUCGAAAGCCGUGAAAUAAAAUCUGACAAUCUAUUCAUUACAGUCAAAAUGCAUUUCCUGUUUCCAGAGAUAGACCGGGUGUGACUGACGCACAAGCUGUCGCAAUUAGAAUAACUUCGCACUUUCUGACAGGACUCAGUAUGAGCAGACAAAACCAAGUACCAGAGCUGUUGAUUUUUAAUUAUGAAAAUGAGGGAUCACUGUUUGUUUGUUUGUUUGUGUGUUUUGUGUGAGUAGAGGUCAACUCUUGUCUCCGAUGACUGCUCACUCUGGUGCAGCAGAUACAGCCUGAGCUGCAUCCAGUUGAGCCGAGCUAAAACCUCGUCCCCGGGCUCUGGUGGGUCUUUUAUUGCCUUCUUUUGUCAAUCAGAGGGAAGAUCAAAACAUGGAGAAAUAUGACUCUAUGAACCCUACAUGCAUGUAUGAAUGGACUGUCUGUCAUUUUUCCCCCCCAAGGGAUUUGUUUUCAUCUCUCUGUUUGCUGAUGCACUAUCGUUGAACUCAGCGGUUGUUAAAUUGUGGUGUUAGUUCAGAAUAAGGCUUCAUGUGCUCCCCUGAAAAGCACUUUGAGCUCCAACCACAGAGGAAUUUAUGGAAAGAAUGAACUCUAGUGAGGUUGUAACCAUGGAUUAUUUUCAUUUGAAGUUUAAGAUAAUUCAUCUUCAAAAAUGUAAAACAUAAAACCAGAAAAUCCUUAUAUGCUGAGACUAGAAACAAAUGCUAUUAUCUAUCGGAGUGCCGAUGAUUAUAGUUGGGAGAGAGAGUGAAUUAAAGAAAACGUGGAGGGAUUUAAUAUAAAAACUAAUUACAGAGACCGAUGGGCGCUUUCUCUAUUCGGUCCACUGUUAGAUCUUGUUGAGUUGAUUUAACACGAUGUACAUCAGAGGAUUAUUUGAAAUCUUCUUGUAGGAUUUAACAGAAGAGUAUGAAGAAUUGUACCAGAAGCAAGUUAACAGAUUUUCAAUAAUUCACAGUAACUGUAACAUUAUCAUAAUUCAUCUAAAAGAUAAAACAUGCUGGGACAGAUUCAGAGGUAAUUAGACACGUUUUCUCACCACUAAACACUUGAUUGUUGAGAUUUUUGCUAAAGAGAAAAAAAACUCUGAUAACCAGUUGGUGAUGGUUUGAUAGAGACCUCGCUGCUGCUUUGGUUACAGACUGCGUCCAUCCCUGCUGCUUUCUUUGAUACAGCAGCUCUCCACCAGUCUCCUUUGAGCUAUUAUCACCGUGCUAUCGGUGCCGGUCAUGUUGAUGUUCUUAGAUGUAUUGAGGUGGAGCACGCUGCCUUUGAACAGGGGGGCUUCAGGCCAAUCACUUUGGUCAUUUCCAUAUCACACAUCACCUGGCCUUUUGAUGUGUGUGCAGCAUGAGGAAGUGCUGCUACGCGAGGGGAAAGUAGGGGCUGAUCUAUGGGUGAUACAGGAGGUGGUCCGCACAGGUCAUGAGCUGCUCAUCACAAGUCGCUCGCACUCUGGUUAUUUUGGAUGCUAAAAGUCUUAAAGGGAUAUUCCAGCGAAAAAUUAAUUUAGGGUCAAACACACCUUAACACCAAGUUAGACACCCCCUUAAGAGAUAAAUGUUGCCGACUGCUUGCUUAUCUAGUUAUACCAACUUUAGUAACGACCGCACGAUAGCAACACAAAGUGGUCUGAGGAGUCAUAAACAAAGCUCAACCAAAACUCCACAAAUAAUGCUCAGAACAGCAUCUAACUUCAUCAACAGUACAUCAAGGGUCCCUGCCACAGCACUAGCCACCAAACAUCUUUUUAGAUUGCCUGAUUUCUUAAGCAGAGACACUAAACACAACUCACCUAUUCUCUUCCAGCAGCCACUUGUUUGUAGGGAGACCUCGGGCCAAUCCAUUACGGACUGUUGAAGUAAUAAUCAUCAUAUCAAUCAUUUUGCACUGCAGACACGGUAGUUCUUUUGCCUUAGCAUCUCAGUCUGAUUGCAUUUCAUGAAGAAAUGAUAAUAAAUGUUCUUCCUUGAGCUGCAUCACCCAGCUGCAGUCCAUAAUGGACUGGCCCAAGGUCUCGCUACAAACAAGCGACGGCUGGAAGAGAGUAGGUGAGUUGUGUUUAGUCUCUUUGCUAAAGAAAUUAGGCAAAGUUAAAAAAGAUGUUUGGUGGCUAGUGCUGUGGCUAGGACCCUUUAUGUACUGUUAAAGAAGUUAGGUGCUGUUCUGAGCAUUAUUUGUGGCUAUAUAUGUACGCUCUAGAGUGGCGUUUUGGUUGAGGUUUGUUUAUGGCUCCUCAGACCACUGUGUAUUGCUAUCUGUGGUCAUUACUAAAGUUGGUAUAACUAGAGAAGCAAGCGGUCAGCAAAAUUCAUCUCUCAAGGGGAUUACUAACUCAGUGUUAUGGUGUGUUUGACCCUAAAUUAAUUUUACGCCGGACUAUCCCUUUAACUCUUCACUUUAUUUUUGUUGAUGUCUUUGUCCAGAUCAAGAUUGUCUGUUAAAUUUGAAGUUUGAGUUUGAUGAAAUGAAUACUCACAAAUCAGUGAGAUUGUAGAGACAGUCUUGUCACAGAGGACAAUUUAAUAUCAACCUUUCACCUGCUUGACUGUAGCAUGCUAGCUCUGCUGCUAUAAAGACGCUGGCUCGCUGACACAAGCAUUUAAUCAAAUUAAAGCAUCGCUCUGCCAUAGCUCAGGCCAAGGCUGAAUUUAUAUGUGCUUUUUACUGCGUGGUGACGGUUCAAGACACAACGUCUCACCUUCAGUAUGAAUCUCAGAGGCAAGAUGGUGGGACCAGUUAUCCCACUGCUGUGCUAAGACUGGUGUUAGUAACAGAGGCAUUGAUGGAACAAAUUCAGACCAAUGUGUGUCGGUGAAGUGGGCAGUGUGAAUCUGUCAGUUUGCGUUUGCAGAGAAUUGCUCUGUAAUAGCAUAAAGAAUCGUAAAAUUACACUCUCAAACUCCACUGUAACUCUAAGUAGGGUGAAGGAGUGUUACAGGACUUGCAAUAUGUAAAUGGUGCAAGUGCUCUUGUGUGCACGAUGGCUUUCCAACAUGUUUUGUGUGUAUUUGUGGACAUCUUUCAAAAUUAGAGCGAUAAGGGGCACAAGAUGUGGAAUAUACAGGAGAGGUAGGAGCAGUAUAGGGGGACACGGUGGGAUGUGAUUGGGUUCAACAAAAGAGAAGUGGAGGAAGUCCAUUGUAGGAGCCAAAUUUGUUAAUGUGAUACCAUAAAUGAGUUACAGUUCACUUUGAAUGCCUCAGGUGUCGUUGUUAUCUGGGGGUUCAGGAAUAAAGGUAGCCAAGUCACUGUUGUGGGCAGGUGAUUGAACCGGAAGGGAAAAAAGUUUUUUGACCGCUGUGGCGCUAAACGCCAGCGUUUUUCUUUGUUCAAUGUUGCUCGAUAUCAAUUGCAAAAUGGAUUUUGGUUAUGUUUAGUGCAAUACACUUUUGUUUGCUGCAUCUGAGGAACAGAGUCCAGACUUUCAUUGAUCAUCAAAAACUCACGGUAGUGUAAGAAACCAGUAGCAACCAAGUAUGGCUUUAGCUCCUACAUCCAUGAUUAUCCACAUUUGUCUGAUGUAUCAUUGCCACAGCACAGUGAUAAGCAUGCCUGUCUGUAUAACUGGAGACUGAUAAGUUCCAUUUUAAAGGUUGCCAUGGAAACCUACAAAAUUGAAACAAGUGCAGGAUUGUUACGUGCAUGGAGGAAAAAUGUUGGCGAGCCCCUGAGACCCAAAAUUAACAUAGCAGAAACCCCCUUGAGUGGCUGGAGUUUGCACCGUGCACAUCCGGUAGUUGGUUUAGCACACUAGUGUGUCCCCUAGAGUAAUCCACUGAUGACACUGAAAGCAUAGCAUGUGAACAAUUAUGUUGAUGCAUGAAUGUAAUAUUGAUGCAGCAAUUUGUGUGCCAAGGUUAAAAAACAAGUACAUCUCCUUCCUAGGAAAGCUGAAGUAACAUCUACUCGUGUCUAAAUAGCAAAUAUAACUGCAUUUCAAUCCAAAGUAACCCACCAAAACACCUAAAAAUGCUGUCUGAAUUUACUGUUACGGUUACUGUACGGUCAAGUUUCACCUCCUCAUCCUGUACGUGAUUUUGGCUCCUCAAAUAGUCACAUCAGUUGCCACAUUUCUCUCCUGACUGCUCCCAUACCUACAGGCCAUAUUUCUUCCUUUAUCACCAACACUCAUCACGUAGAGAGCUCUUAGCUCCGUGUCAUUGGCUCUCUAAUUUUCCUUGAGAGUAGCAGUGAAACGCUCCCCUCUCUUCUGGAAAGACAGAAGUCAUAAAAUACCCUCCGUUGGUUUAGUUUGGGUGUUUCUUAUUGCUUUUCGUCUGCCCUCGUUGCUAUUUAUAUCUUUAAUGGAGCAGGGAGUUGUGUCACUAUCAGCGGCAUAAUGUCAGAAGGGGCAGAGCAGAUCUUAGUCAGCAGCAGUUCACCCGUAUAAUAGCUCUUUGCUGUGACACCCUCAUUGUACUGUCGCUCCUAAUGACUACUCUUGUUGCUGUCAACAUGAUGAGUGCGCAUGGCAGGGGGAAGGUAUGCACAUGUGUACAAGGUUAAAAUCAUCUGACUUUAUUCUGUAUAAGUCACAGAUUGGUCGUCUGUAACCUUUGAGCUAUAAGCUGCAUCACUCUAGCCACGACGGACUUCAACACGUCAUCUACACUCACCAAACACAUCACCUGAUUCUGACUGUUUUUGCGCAGUAAUGUGUUCAGAGUGUAUGCAAACCAAGCUGUUCAUUCAACUUAGAGUAAAAGACUCAAAAAUAGUUUGUUCAUUCUUAAUUUACAAUGUGUGUGUGUGUGUGUGUAAAUGUGUGUAUAUGUAAAUGUCCAACACUUUCUGCAGGACUGUGACUCAGUUUUUUGGGCCAGAUAUACCACUCUUCACUGGGAUUCCUACCAGUUUUAGAAACUGGUCUUGAGUUUAGGGAUUUCAUCUGUUGAUUGGUAAAGUUAAUGUAAAAUGGUGACAGAAAACUGCUUCAAAAAUGCUGACAGGUGACUGACACUCUGUAGCUAUACAAGGGGACUUUAAAUGGAGUUAUUUUCCUCAGUUGUUUGUCCUAAAAUGGUUCCAGCUGAUUUGAUAAUUUGCUCAUUAAAGCUGCUGUGCGGAUCAUUAGGUUUGUGUUCAUUUUUGCAGAGAUGUGCGUCUUUUUGCCAAAAAAAGUGGUCCUUUUUGACCCCCAAAAAUCUGCUUUCUUUAAACCAUUAAAUGUGCUGCUUAUGCAUUUGUUGUUAAAAACGUAAAGUAAGCUUCUCUCUGCGGUGCUCUUCUAGCUGUGUGGUGUGAUACCUGCAAGAGAGAAGGUUUGAUUUUGACAUCAGUGGGGACACAAAAUUGCCCUCCUGAAAGUUUAUGUUUUAUUGCAUUUGCAAUCAUAAUUUUCCAUCAUGUAGAGCUGAUCAAACAAGCAAACAAUCAUAGUCAGGAAAUUGUCGUGUUUUUAAUGAAUAUCUGAAUAUCUAAAGAAAAAACGCACGCAAACCCUCACAAACACAAAUGUAAAUGUAAAUGACGCUAUUGAUAUUAAAAUCCGUUUCAGCUGACGCGACCCAGGCACAAUAUGCCAAACAUGUUGACAACUUAAGGUCCUUUCACACCAGGAGCGUUUUUUUUGCGCAAUUAUUUCGGACUUUAAUUUUUUUUUUGAACCCGUAUCCUGUCAAUACAAGCGUUCACAUCAGCGACAUUUUCCCAUCCUGCGAUACUGCGGCAUUUAUUUUUUCGGAUCACGGUUGAAUUUGCUAAGGUUUCGCAUACUGUGUGUCCACUUCUGACCAAUCAGAUUUUGUGUUGUUACGAUGUCAGAUUCACGGGUAUCUCCAACAUGGCCGACUGGCUUAUUGUUUACAUGUAAGAGAACAGAGUGCUUUUUGAUACACAAAUAUUACAAAGAUAACGACCUGAAGGACAUCCUGUGGAGAGUCAUAGCGUCAGAUCUCUCAUUUGACGAUGGUUUGUGUGCUUUAAAAGUUUGCUAAACGUCUUUGUUUUAACUUUCAUCUGUGCUAAGUAACUUUUGCUCGUAAACUAUCCUGUUCAGAUACAACAUGCCACAUGUAUUUUCACUGUCUCAAACUCAAUCGUGUUGUUACCUUACGUUUAUGGAUUAUAGUUUAAUGUGCUUAUCUGGUACUGGCCCCGACUCAGUACAUGCUAUCAUGACAGACAGACAUCUCAACACUAGUGUCUAAUCAGAACUGAAAAACAGUCAGUCUGCUGUUGUGUCAGUCUUCUCGCUUCCACCCGGAACGCGUCUCCCCCCCCCCAGAAAGUCGCACAAUUGCAUCGUGCUUGAUGUGUAUAGUCAGGCGCAUCAAAAUUCGCCUCUGAAUAUUUCGUAAUUUUGCGUCGUAUAUUUGCGUCGUUCCCGGUGUGUAAGAACCUUUACAUUUCGCGGUUGAAGAUAACAUGCACUGUCUGCCUCCUGUCCGGUCCAACUAGCAGGUAACUUUUACAGGUAGAUGUAGAGACAGCAAGGACAGCCAAUCACAUGUAUGUAAGCGAGAAACCAGCAGCCAAUCGAAGAGCGAUAUUUAGAUUAGAGGCGGAACUUCUAGUAGAGACCAACUGUUAACCCUUUGUGUGCCAUGAUCAUUGAUUAAACACUACAGACAGCAGUUGUAUUGAUAGAGACUACACCGUAGCAGGUGAUUAUUGGUAGGGACAUGUCCAUGGCAUCCUUACCCAAUUCUACGCCCUUGGAUACCUGCAUCAAAAUCUACAAUAACAGAUAUUUGGUCUUGUUGCAGAUGGUCUGGUUUGCUCUUUUAGGUCAUUACGAGGCAUAACUGGGAAUUUGAAUCAGUUUUACAACCAGUUAAAAACUUCUGCGUCUAUGGUUUCAAGGGGUGCAUGUGUUUUCUGAAGCGGCUGUACAGUAAGCUUUCUGAUCCACUGUAGGAAACAGACGUCAUAACAACACACACUCAGAUCUAUAAUAAUGUGUUAUAGCAUUAACAGGAGCAACUCAUCCUCUGCUCUGUUGCCCUCUUUGCUUUUCGAAGACAGUGACUCAGUAACAGAUGUUGCGCUGAGUUCUCGCCGUCUCCUCCUCAGACGAACACAACUUGUCAGCUAAGUCAAUCUGACAAUAUGUUAUUUAAUGAAGCCAACUGGGAGACAAGCCAGCACGCUGUGGAGUUUUUUGUGUGUACUGAUGUGUGUCAUGAACAUCUCUUAGCUGCAGACAAUAAAUACCAGCUUAAUCCAAAAAAAAAAUCCCUUCAGGACCAGUAGAGCACCUCCGUCAGAGGGUGGAGCGGGGGAUACAGGCAGCAGCCUCAGGCGUCAGACACACAGAUUAGCUGGUAUUAACAGCUGGGCCUGUCUGUUGGGUGAUAGGAGAGGCGGUGUGGAAAAUUUGGCUGUCUGUUAGAUAUUGUGCUGGAAAUAAAUUAAUCAAAUAUUCAACUCGAGAAAGUAGGAAAGUGCACCUGGAACUGUAUUUUUUUGCAGUCUAGGAAAAUCGCAAUCAGGAACAAAAAUAAGCUUAAAAUUGUAAAAUCUCAGUAUUUUUCAGCACAAUUUGGUUCAGAAUCAUUGAAUUUUUGCACAAAUUUGAUAAAACUUUAUCUGAUCUGUUGAAAUUGUUUGUAUGUGUAUUAUAGGCUCAGUGUUAUUGUGACAAAUAAAGUCAUUUUUUCAUGUUUUUCUGUUUGAUAAAAUUUCAACAAUUUGCCUCAGCCUCAAAAAUCGAUAUUUUUUUGUUCUCUUACAUCAAACUUCACCCCUAUUUAUCCUCCUCUUGUUGUGUGAUCUGUCACUCUGAGAGCAGGAAGUUUUACGAUGAGAUUUUGAACCCUGUGCUCAGUGCUGUUUCACCGGCGAGCGCUGACGUCAGUAAACUUGAGCCUGAUCAGUGGGGGAGAGCGGAGCUCACAGCUGGACAGAAUUGCCGGAGUCUGGAGCUCUGAAUCUCCUGCUGAUUCAUCCACCUCCAACAGCUCCACUCUGAUCACAUCCAUCCUCAUUGAUCAGCAGUUAAUCAAUGUUAAUCAGUGGGAGGUUUUUACACAUUUAUGAGAUAACCGUCACUUUAGAAAUGCUUGCAUCUUACAGGAAUACUAAGUGUUUUAAAAAAAAAUGCUGUAAUUGAACACUUACUGGUUGUGAAUUCGACAAAAUUGACCUUGCAUUCAGUGAGCACAAACUAUUAAUCUAAAAUAAAUAAAUAAAUAAAAGAUUUCAUAAGGUUUAAUUGCCUUUGGAUCCACAUCUCUGUAUCAUACAUAGAGCCAAAGAUGCUCCAGGGAUGAAUAAUCCAGGUAUCUUCAAGGGCUGUUGGUGUUAUCAAGUUAAUUAAGAUGAGAUUAAAGUCUGAAAUUGGCUUUUUUUCUUAUUGUGAGCAAUUCGGUCACAUGAUUGUUACAUCUCUUCGUCUUCCCACUUCCCGCUGACAUUCUGAUGGGAAAUAAUAACACCGCUGUGCUUUUAUUGGCACAUUUUACUCUAAUAAACACCCAGACGGCUCAUGAACUUUGUGUCAAACAGACUAAUCUGAAGAGAUGGGAACAUUCAGAUGCUUAAUGCCACAGACAGAGAGAGGAUUAGUGAAUGUUUUCUGACUCUUCUCUUUAUUAAGUGUGUCAAAGGAAACUCUGCUCAGGAAAAACAACACUGAAUCGUGAUUGUUGUUACACAGAUCAUCCUUCCUGUCCUCCCUCUCCAAUCCUCCUCCCGUCAUCUCACAAACAUGUUGUGUAGGCGGUGUUACAGAUCGCGCUCAGAUGAUCUGAAGCUUCUCAAACAGAAGGAGAAGCUGCGUCUGGGCUGUCUUAACUUUUAAAAAUCAAUUCUCCCUCCUUCCUGGGGCGAUAGAACAGAGCACUGAUACAUUUCGUGGCUGCCUCCUACUGUAGGACCUUGUGUCCAUCUAUGCCCCUGUUCCUUUUCUAGGGUCUCCAUGGCAACAAGGCAAUGAUGAGGGGAGCCAAGGGAUCAACAGGUGGAAAGCAGAAAAUGUCAAGACUGCUUCCUGUGAACCACGUGAGGACUUCAUAUUUUUAACUCAGAGAGGGAACAGGACAAAUUAUCCGAUCAACACUAGUCACAAAGAGGAAUGACGUGUUUUCAAUGUCCCUCUUUUGCGCUUAACAAUUUUUUUUACUGUUAUUUCCAUGCACAAUAACCUCCUGCUGUUGCCCGACUUCCUAGGAGGCAGGUGACAUGAGUGGUGAUAUUACACAUCUGAUUUUUUGGUGACAAAGGGAACAGGAUGUUCCACUUCCAUCGCUUCAGUGACUAAUUCCCUAUGGCAGCAGGACCAGCUCCAGACCCAUUUAUAGCCUGACAGGAAGCAGAGAGGGAUUUUGGUUAUUUUAACAUCUGUUACACACCUACUUAAAACAAUAACAUGUGACCCAAAAUCAGACGCUCGGAUUUCAAAGAGGCGGAAAGGAGGCCUCAAGACACAUCACGUCUUGAAAGUGUUUUUCUGACAUGCUAGAGACCGUUUAAUCAUGUCAGCAGUAGGUGUCACCUUUUUUCUCCACACACUGGUUAUCUUGUUUUGAAGGAACCUUCAGUGUAAGUAGGUCAGAGUCAACCGAGAGCUCGUAGAUCAGAGCACAGAGUGACAUCCAUCUCCACCAGCUGAGGCUUGAGUGAUUUUUCAUGUUGUAUUUCAAUGUUUUUUUCUCCACCAAAAAUCGUCCUUUCAACAGACACGCCAGUGACACCACAUUUUAUGAAUCCAAACCUGUUAUGCUUAUUUACUAUAAUGCAUAAUAACUAAUGUUCCUACUUCACGGUAACAUGAAUCACAGUGGGUAGCAACUUUCUUCUGCAUUAAGUAAUGAUGAAACAGCGUGUCACGGAGAGAGACGGCUUAGAAACCAGGAGGAGGUCUUCCAUUCAAAUCAUUAAGUCCUCUGUGUUGCACAGCGGAGUCUGCAUCUGAUUUAAUGGUUUUCAGAAGGCAGCAGACAGAAAACAGGAAGAAAAAAACACUUCCGCUGAAGCAGUGGUUUCAUUGCUUUGUCCUUGAUGUUAUGUAUGGGUGAUGUAUAUAUCUGCUGUCUGCAGUAACAGAGAGAUGUUCUCCUCUUCAAUUUUAUCAAUCACUGCAGGCAAUAAACAAUCACCACGUCUCGGUCUAAAAAAAGACGUACACAUGCGCACGGUCAAAAAUGAUAAACACAAUAUUUCAUUUUAAUGAUGCUAAACAUUCAGCCAUCAUUUCCAACGAAUGCCUUUUCUCCUGUUAUCUAUCAAUGUGGCUGAUAAAGGUAACACCAGUAUGUAGUUCACUGAAAACUCACAAGUUCAUUUGCAUUAAACUCGAUCUGAGAAAUCUUACUGUGUUCACAGACAACAUACAGAAGUCCCUCAAAAAUGUUCUGAUUAGUUACCUUUAAUAACAUACUUGAGUUAAAGCUCCAUGUGGAGUUUUUUGACAUUGAAAAAAGGAUUACAAUUUACACUGACGGCCUUUUGUGAUGUACAAAUGCAAACAAGAUCAUUAGAAACAAGACUGACAAUUUCUAUUUUCUUAUUGUUCUACUAAAAAGCGGAGCUAGGGGGAAGGGGUCAGCUGAACAACAUGACAAAACAACCCUGAUCUUUGUUUUUAAGAAAUAUUCACAAUUGAUGAUUUAUUUGACUGUCAAUGGCUGCUAGGUUGAGAUUCUUUGACUACGGCAGGUAGAGGAUGAGAUAAACAAAGACUACUUUGUCUGCAUGGGUUUCCAGAUUUGACACAAACUGGAAGUUCCUCACAGGAGCUUUAAAGUUGUUUUUCACAAUUUUAGCAAAGACAGAUCCAGUUUUAUUUGGGGAGAAACUGAAGACACAGGCUGGUUUGGAGCUAAUGGCACAGGUGACUGUUUUUCUUUGUUUCAGGGAUAGUCAUGGCCUUUUCUGUGCUUUGUGCUGUUCACUGACUGACUGAUGAUAAGUUAUCAGUGAAUCAGUGAAUAGCGCUUUAAGUGCUGUCCUAAAGAUCAGUCACAUGCUACAUUUGCUUGACCAUACAAUAUAUUCUAGGAUGUAAAUGUUUGUAGUUUUAGAAAGAGAAGAAAGAAAAUCUUGUUUACUUUCUUUUUCAAACAGGAGCUGUUUCGUCAGCCCAACAUUCACUCCUGCUAUCGAUAUCACUUCUCCGCCAAUGACAACAGCUGGAUUACAUCUUUUGUUUUUCUGCUUUAUCACAUCUGAGAGAGUGGCCUGUUUUACUUUGACCUCAUAAAAAUUGUAGUAAAGAGGAACAAUAUAAAAAACUACUGUGUUCACUAUCGUCUGUAUAUGCUAUGGACAACUCAGUUGCGCCUUCUGCCAGUAUACGGAUUUGAAGCCAAAAAGCUCUCUGUAUUUCCGUGUUUUUUUUCACCACUCCAAACCAACAUUGGGCAGUAGUGUUGUACGCACUCCACCACUUGCACAGGAGCAUUGUACGCAUUCGGCAGGAGAGUCACCAAGAGUUGCCAUGAUGACGCUCGGCUAAAACAGCGUAUCCCCCCGGUGAGCUAUGCAAUCUUCGUACACCCAUAGGCUGUAUCAGGUGUCAAUCACAGAAAACUUGAACCCCUCAUAACUUUUAAAAAUGGAGCUUCACAGAAAAGAGGACUUGAGCACAAACCAGUCUUACAGUAACUACAUGUCAACAUCACGAGCAGGAGGGAGAAAAAUUUAUAUUCUGUGUAAUAAAUUUCUACAGUUUGUCCACAGCUCCAUAGGGAUGGCUGGCAGAGGCAAGAUUUAUGACCUAUACUGCAGCCCGUCACCAGAGGGUGCUGUUCUCAGAGUGGCUUCACCCAGCGAGGAGGCAGAUGCUGUCUUUUCUACAUACAGUCUAUGGUGUCCACUUAAUAGUGGAAACAUUAGUUAUUAUGCAAUAGUGUCUGCAGCUUGAUAGCUGUGUAGGAUCUCUGCAAGCAGAUAAAUUGACAAUAAUCCAAAAAUUGUAUGUUUUCAUGUUGCAUGUAAUGGGGAUAGUAAAUCAAACUCAUGGAAAGUUGAAGCAGAGGAACAUGCUGAAAACAUCCAAAAUCCUUCUCUCUGCACAAAACUUGUCUAGUUUUUCAAUCUAUGUCGUCUAUUUCUGCUGGAAAAACACUGUCAUCCCAACUCUGACUAAGGGCUGAUGUUGGAGUCAGAGCUAAUCCUAACUGUAGAGUUGUGAAGUUUCCUCCCGGUGAACUGAUCCAUCAAGCAGUUGGUCUAUCUAUCAUUGUAAUGUGUGAGAGAGAGCUGCAUACAGAAGAUGUAAUACCAAAACAGAAAACCCCUCAAUCCGUCAGAGCAUCCACCGCAAGAUCAGCUGCUGAUAGAUUCACAAAGAGCCUGAGAGCUCCUGAUGUGUUUCAGUGCUCGUCUGAUAGAAUAAGAAGACAGAUAACCGCGUCUCAGCUCUCAAGAAGAGACAUAUGCGUCCCUCGCAGCAUCAAUAGGUAAAAAUAGAGCCGUGUAGCAUCUCCUCUCUUAAAUCAUCCUCCUACCACUUAGUAUUCUCCUUUCUCCUCUCCUCUUUCUACACCUCCUGCCCUCAUUUUCUUCCACGCAAGCCUUUAGCAGAAUGGAGAGGUAAUUGACUUGUGUUGUGAACACUACUAGUGAGGGAUGGUAUUGGCCAAUAGUGGGAGGUUAUUUUGAGUCAUUUGUUUGAUGAGAGCACGCUGUGGAGAAGAGUGGAUGUCGUCCUGCUGUGUGCUGACUUUUGAGUGACAGAUUUUGCUGCGCUAAAACAAAACAAAGCUGAAACUCCAAUAAAAUAUGUUUAAGAUGCCCACUGGUGGAAAGUGUACGAUUUGGACUGGAAAUUAUUCACCUCAUUAGCAUGUUUCCCCGUAUCUUUCAGCUCUUCCAUUUACAUCUAUUUAUGCAUCAAGGCGAGGGUGAAAUUUAUCAAGGUGCUCGGCCGUGUUUGUGCCGGUUUCACGGAUCCAAAAUUUGAAAGCAGGGUUGCUCUUUGAUGCCACAGGGCCAGGAAGUGAUGAGGAAGUAUAAGAGGGAGAGGGAGGGAUGGUGGACGCUUUGAUGUGCAGAAAUAGAUAACAUUAAAGCCCCGCCAAUAAAAACACUUUCUGGCCACCACACACACACACAAGCACACACACACAGCUUAACUGGAAGCUACAACUACUUGGAUGGAUAUGAAGCAGAUGGCUCCGUAUGUGGAGUAUUUAUCCCAGAGUAAUUUAGGACAUGAUUUGGGCAAAUGAGAGCCUAUUGUGCUUAAGAGGACAAUAAAAUCCAUGGAGCCAAUUUAUGGUGAAUGAAUGAAUGAAUGAAUGAAUGCAUGAUUGGCAUUUUUUUAAAUUAGAAACUGGAUGAGUACGGUGUUUUUGCAUGUUUUCUGUCCCUCUCGCAGUCAGUUUCUGUAACUGUGCUUGUUAAGGUGUUUUACAAACAUUAUUCUGAUUUAACAAUGCUGACAGUUACAAGAAUCUGUGAAAAUUACAGGUGAUAUAGAGAAUGUGGACUGUAAAAUGCAGUUACGGUGCAUUUAAAGUACCCUUGAGCAAGGUGGUAUCCGCUAACAGCCAAUGACUGUUAUUCAUUUUUUUCUUCUUGCACUCCCUUGGGCUUGGCGGGGAACAAAAAUGUGCUUAUACAGGACAGCAUGAAGGACUACACAAUUGGCAUUUUGCAGCACGUUUUGUUCGAAAUCUGUUUCUAUAUGUUUGGACUUCUGCUUGUGAAUCAGCAUCAUUUCCGAGUGUUCCCCCUAAUGUCACAGAUUGGUUCGCCUUAUCUGUCACGUCAGCUGUUUAUGGUGUAAGAGAGCUUAAAGGGAUAUUCCGGUAUAAAAUCCCUGAGUAAGACACCCCCUUGAAUGAUAAAUGUUGCCGACUGCUUGUUUCUCUAGUUAAACCAACUUUAGUAACGACCGCACGAUAGCAAUACACAGCGGUCUGAGGAGCCAUAAACAAACCUCAACCAAACAGCCACUCUAUAGCCACAAAUAAUGCUCAGAACAGCACCUAACUUCAUCAACAGCACAUAUAGGGUCCUAUCCAUAGCACUAGCCACCAAACAUCUUUUUAACUUUGCCUAAUUUCUUUAGCAAAGAGACCAAACACAUCUCACUUACUCUCUUCCAGCAGCCGCUUGUUUGUAGGGAGACCUCGGACGAGUCCAUCACCGACUGCAGCGGGGUGACGCAGCUCAAGGAAGAACAAUUAUGAUCAUUCCUUCAUGGAAAUGCAAUCAGACUGAAACGCUACAGCAGAAGAACUACCGCGUCUGCAGUGCAAAAUGAUUAAUAUGGUGAUUAUUACUUCAAGGAAAUGAUAAAGAAAUGAUCAUAAAUGUUCUUCCUUGAGCUGCGUCACCCCACAGCUGUCCAUAUUGGACUGGCCUGAGGUCUUGCUACAAACAAGCGGCUGCUGGAAGAGAGUAGGUGAGUUGUGUUAAGUCUCUUUGCUAAAGAAAUUAGGCAAAGUUAAAAAGAUGUUUGGUGGCUGGUUGGGACCCUAUAUGUACUGUUGAUGAAGUUAGGUGCUGUUCUGAGCAUUAUUUGUGGCUAUAGAGUGGCGUUUGGUUGAGGUUUGUGCGUGGCUCCUCAGACUGCUGUGUAUUGCUAUUGUGCGGUUGUCACUAAAGUUGGUAUAACUAGAGAAGCAAACAGUCAGCUACAUUUAUCUCUCAAGGGGGUUUCUAGCUCGGUGUUAAGGUGUGUUUGACCCUAAAAUAAUUUCACGCCGGAAUAUCCCUUUACUCUAUCCCAGACAUGUUGGUCAUCCCACGAGUACAAUGACUGUCUAAAGAGUGCCGUGUAUCACCAUAUUAUUACAGUGAAGUCAUCUUUGUUUAAACCGACUGUCCUUAAGUAUAAAAAGGCAAAACUUAGUGUGUAAACCUAAGAGAUCAAUGCUGCAGAGUCACUGUAUUGACGGCUCAUGACGCUGUGGAAGUGGAGCUGGAUUUUCAAACUGACUGCAGCCUUAUCUUCUGCUGGUGCACUGAAGAAACUGGGCCAAUGUUUGAAGAGUUUAAAGGAGACAUCUGGCAGGUGUUUCUUUUUUCAUUUCCUCUUUGAAUCUUUUGUUGAAUUUUACAAUAUCACAAUGUUCAAAAAAAGUACUGACAAAAUUGACAGCAACUUUUUACCUUUAAGCUUCCUUAUGAAGAUUAAUGUUCCCUCUCCCACUGUGUAAAAAUUGGUCACAGCACGGAGCUUUUCCUGUUCCGUUUCUUUACUUUAGUUGUUACGACUGCUUUUUAACACCUUGUUCCUCCUAGACUAAAAUGGGUCACUGGACUGUUACUGUUGGUUCCUUAUAUAAAAUCACAUCACCAUGUUUUAAUGAGCAUAACAACUUCAUAAUUCAAUACUUCUCCCAAGCUGAAAAGAUUGAAUACUAUCUUUGUCAUGACUGCAGUACAAACGCACUUCUUAUACGAUGUCAAGCAUUACAAAGUGGCAAAAAAGUAACCAAACUCUUUCAGCUGCUAGCUUGGUAAUAUAAGUUUUCAACCUGAUGUGAUAAAAAUGGUAGAAGUUCUCUGAGUCAAUGUCUAAGCCCUGUCUCCAGGUUCUGUCUGUACUGACAGCGAACAUGACGAGGCUGGAUCAUGAGGGGUUUCAUGCUUGGCGGUUUUCUGACUGACAGGUGCAAUAAAUCAUAACAACAAUGAUGUCUCCCUGGGAGACUGACAGGAUAUUGCUUAAAUGUUAAACCAGAAGCUCAAAACACAGCAUUAGCCUGUCUAUGACUAUCACAGUGCCGAUGUGGUUGACUGCAGAAGACAAUGGGUUGGGUGGGUGAAAUCCUUCUUAUUUGAAAUGUGUUGUGUGACAUUCGGUUCUUCUCAGCCAAGGCAGACCAUCUCAAUCAUCUGCCGUUCCUGUUUAGUGAUGUGUGUCAGAGCCAAUCCUAGAAAAAGAGUCUGCAAAAAUACGUAUUCUUGCUAGACCAUCAGAAAACGUAUUUUGUUAAGCUUAUAUAUUACUCAAAAGAACAUUUUCAGAACAGUUAGUUCCAACCCAGCUGGCUUUCCUGUCUCUGAUUUGUGUAAGGACUUCAGACAAAUUGGAUGACAAGCAAAAAGCUAAUGAACGUUUUUUUCUGCUGAGGGACAGUGCAUCAACUGUACAGACUAUCUAACCAGGUAGAAUCUCACAGAACUAUAAGAAGUCAUACUUUACUCGCUGAAAUGCACAUUAGCUUCAGUUACGAAUUUCCCUGAAAGUAUUCUUGUACAAAAUUAAUCACAUGAGAAUGACAAUUAACAAACUUAGGCCACCAAAGGAAGAAAAAAAGAGAAAGUGCUUGGUGAUAAGCAGGUAAAAAAGCUCUGUCUGAAAACAGCAUCCAUUUGUGGUGAGCUUGUUGUAGCCAACAUGCUAGCCAGCGAUAACAGCAUCUCCUAUCAAGCUUGAAGCUCAAACAAAACUAAUCAAACUUGUGGCCUUGACAUGACAACUUAAGUCUUAAGGUCUUUACACACUGGGCAAUAGGCUAAGCAAUGCGAAUAAGCAAUUUUUUUUUUGUAAAGUUUUAUCUUCAAUACAUUCUUGAAAAUAGGCUAUAUCUAUUUGUUUCUGAGUUAUUCUAAGUGUGGCUAAAUUAGCCUUUGAGGACACUUAGCUAGUAUCAACAACUUUCAGGAGGCUUCCUAAAGACAAAAGAGUACAUGUAGACCACAUUACCCUUCUAACUGAACUACUGAUAACAAAUUAGUUGAAAACUGGAGGGAGAUAAAGCAGCUUGCAGAGCUGCCAAGUGUCCCACUUUGAGUGUGACAGUCAUGCAUUUUGACCCAUUCUCACACCACGCACCACACUUGACCUUUCUCAUGCUUGUAUUUCCCCAUUAAAUACUCUAUAUCUAUUUUUCUCAUUAUAAUAAACUUGGCUCGCCGUAGUUCGACUAACUCUGAUUGACUGACCCAGAAAACCAAUCCCAGACCAAUCCUUCAGUCCUAUGUGCAUAAAUCUAACGAACCACGGAAGGCACCACUCAAUACAAACCAAUCAGAAGCAACAUAUGGCAGGUCCUGGUGUCUCUAACUAGCUUUUACAUAGAACAGCGCCGAACCUCUGUCAUCAAGGCAUCAAAAUCUGCCACAAACUCUUACAACACAAGACAUGUCCCCAGCUAAAUGAUGGAGAGUUGGCUGAAAUGCAAUAUUGACAAAUAAAUGUAUUUUGUUAAAAUUCUUGUUACAAAUUUCAUUUGUAAUUUCUGGUUAAUUAAGACUAGCAUUAGGAGGCCACAGCGCAGGGAGAGCAGCUGGCAUGGAGGUGAGGACAUUAGUCUUAAGGUAUAAAUCAACGUUAAAAAUGGCCAAUUUUUUUUGCCACGUGGUUGAACACACUCUUGUCUCACUCUUGUCAUUUUCUGAAACUUGGCAGCCCUGAGCUUGUAACAGCUUCAUAGUUCAAAACCCAUUUUUUUUCUGGCAGAGGCAUAAAACUUUGAGCUGACGGUUGUUCACUGCCUGUAAAAACUCAAAAUCUGCCACCAACCUGAUCUUGAAAUAUUCAUGGUGGCUGUGACUCAUCAAGUCUCUCAUUUUUGUGUAACAUUUGGGCAGCUACUCAGCUGGGUUUUUUUACAUCAGACUUUUGUGUUAUGAAAACAUGCAGAGAUUAGACUUGCCUGCAAAAAUGUUGAUCCUCUUGCAACCAAGAGGCCUGUGAACAAAACCACCACUUUUCUGCCAAGGAUGGAAAAGCUUGACACAGUCUUGCAUCAUGAUGUGAGAAUUAUAUAAAAAGCAUCAAAGAGAGCUUAUUCCUUUGACAAGCUUGUAGACAUGUAACAGUAGGAGGCGUUUUGACAGGCUACAAGAGCCGAUAUGAAACACUUUGGCCCGUUAUUUUUGAGGCUUUCUUUCCCCUUAUUACUGCACAAAGAGCUUUUUACAAUUCUGCUCUGCUUCUCAAAGGUGAAAACCAGUAGUCCAUCCUCCAUCCUUGCCACUUAAACUACUUCCUUUAUUUUUGACUUUUUAAUUUACAGUUAAUUUCUUGAAACUGCUUUUUUUUCUCAGCCCAAUCCUUCUCGCUCGCCUGCUCUCCAACUCCUGAGUCCGUUUUUUUAAUAAAGCACAGAUGCACAGAGAGAGAUCAACAUUUUCUCGGGUCUAAAAUGUCUGAACUCCUAUAUACUGUACUAACAAACAAUCCUACAGCUAUAAAUGCUGACAGUCUCACAGUAAUGCAUUUUUCCAUUUGAUUCAUAAAGUUAAUAUGUACCAGAGUCAGAUUUCAUGGUUUACUUGAAGUAUUUUCUUGAUGUCUGAAUCUUUCUUGCCUCUUCUUUAUAUAAUGAGAUCACAUCCCAGGGCUCAAACCUCAUGAGAGCAGACUGGAGAGAGGACUGCAGGGGGGAAAUGAUUCUGUUGAGGCAUGAUUUUCAAGUAUUAUUUUGUCACUAUCAUGAAUUAAAUAUUUUGUUUUAGCCGGUUUGCGGCUGCUCAUUAUGCGCUGCACAUUUGAGAUAAAAAUUACUGCUGGCUAUAUGAAAGUUUAAUUUGGUUCAUCCAGUUAAUUGCUAUGUGAUUGAUUAUAUAAUUACUCGGUAUUUGUUCCCUGGCUGCUAUAGUCACUAUAGUUGUGGCUUUAAUCCCACAUCUGUGGUAACAAUCAGCUGACCAUACUGAGAGAAAGAAGUCAUUACAGCUAUGCGUUAUAAGUUACAUGGCGCAUGCUUUGUACUUUAUCUCCAGCUUUAAAAUUUUACUGAUAUAUGCUCCGCUCCUCUGAGAUUACGCAAUGCAGAGACACGCUCCACUUUCUCUCUGUAGCCUUGAAUUCAGCAAAAGGGAAAGCUUGACAAAUACAUGCUCAGCCUUUAAAAGAAGAUGGAUCUAGAUCAGCUACAUCAAUUUUUAACCACUGCUCUCAUUAGUAAAACAUGAAAUAUGACCCUCGUAGACACAUGAAAUUUUCUGCUUAUGAUCAGUCUGCAGUGAGGGCACUGUAGUCUUGCCUGAAUCAGGUUUGCUUGCUUGAUGGUAGAUUUUUUACCUGUUCCAGCUGAAAUAACAUCCCCAAAUUUAACAAAGUCUUAGUGUGCUUCACUGAUGAGUUAAUGAUAAGCAACAGAUUUGUUAAACUGGAAUCUAGUGAUUAAUUUAAGGACUUAUCAAGCAAAGAGUGAUGUAUUACAGUAAGAAGUCUGAUUAAAGAGGUGAAGGCAUCAAAUGUAAAUUUAAAAGCUACAGCUUUGUCAAAGUUCAAAGCAUAACUAGUGUUUAUGUACGGCAGAUUAUUUUGCUCUAACAUAAAGUGAAACAUGAAGGUUCAAGGAGGGUUUUUAAAGGGAGGGACUGAAAACUAAUAUAUGCUGAGAAUCUGGUUCAAACCUAUUAGAAGUUUAGGUUGAUGUUUAAAAGAGAGGAGGACUCUUUAAACGCCUGCCAUCAAGGGCUGCUUUGAAAAAUUAGCUGAGCAGCUGAAGAAACAGCCCUGUUUCUUCAAAUUCAACAAACAAUGUUCAUAUAGGAUGAUAUAUUUGUCACGUCAGCAAGUUGAGAUGUUAUUUUAUUUUUUUGGCAGAAGACAUUACUUAUGCACGUAGAAGACAAGAUUAACAGACUACUUUGUCCACAGGAGGCGCCAUAAUUUACCAAAAGUUCAGGAGCGUUAACUCAAUGCCAUAGCACUAAACUCUUUCUUCUUUCUGCCUGAUAGGAUCCACAAAAAGGAAAAAUUAACGUAACUGAGUACAAGUAUAAACAUAAAUUCAGUCUUUAAUCCAAAUGUCUAGUCUACAAAAAAAAAAAAAACAUCUCACACGCUUCACACAGUAAACCUCUCCACAGAGUUAUGCUGCAAUCUAUAAGUAAGAGAAUAACAUGAAGUCUACUUUUAUGUGUGUAUGUUACAGAAGGUUUGUGAAAGCAAACUGGUCUGCAGGGGGCUGUAUAAGUUAGAUUUAGUGUUAGCAACCACUGAUGCACAAAUAAAGCGAUUAUUUCCUUAUAAAAAAAAGCUUUGACCUGCUCUUUAAAACACUUUCGAAAACACCACCAGUCAACCUGACUGCUGUGAUUCCCUUUUGAACCAUGCAUACUAUUCUUGGAUUUAUUCAAGUGUUUCAUAAUAUUGAAGUUCAGCUUUAAGCGUAAAUAAAUGGUGUCACAAUUAAAAGGAGUUUCUCAGGAGGUUUUGUGGUUGGAGAGGAGAUUUUGGCAACAUGAAGUGCAAUUCGUUUACUAUCAUUUUCAUCCAGAUACAAUAUCAUCAAGUCCUUUCAAUUCUGUUUAUCUUUUAUUACGUGGCUCUUUCAUUCCCCCUGGACUUCUGCAGAUUUCCCCUGUUACUAUUAGUGACUGUUAUCAGUGUGUGCCCUCUCUUCAGCAGGGGAUGUUGUCACUCUUAGGGAGUUAAAAUAGUGAUAAAGAGUCCCGAUGAGGAACUAAGAGGAUUUUAAGAUGGAUCCACUCUCUGAAGCACAUUGGGACUCUGGACAAAUAUUGAUACUGUGUGUGCAAGGAACAGGUGCAGUGGGGCUGUGAAAAUACACACCCAGUGUGUGUGUGUGGUACUGUGUGCUAAUUGCUCUCACAUUACCUAGCUACUGUAGCCAUGGCAACACAUCUUGAUCAUUGUAAAGGAGCUGAAGAAUAAUUUCAGGGAAACUGCUCGUAGUGUUUCACAUUCACCUUUUACUGCGACUGUACACGCGAGUGAUCUUGCACCCCUGAUUGGUGAUCACACCACAAAUGAGCUCACUCUAAGUUUAGUUUUCACAGAGUAAAUGAACUAACUCAUAUCCAUAAUUCAUCAUUUAAAAUUCCAUGGACCAGAAAAUGACUUGGUUGAUUUUUUUUUCCAUUUUGUUGUACCUAUUUCCUCUUAUAGCUGAGCUUCUUGUGCGUCAAUCCUUCACCCUCAAUCACUGACAUAUCCCAAACUCAGUGAAUGACUCUUAGCUUCCAAAUGAUUAUAUACAACAAAACAACAUGCAAUAAAGCUGUACAAGUCAAAACACUUUGGUUUACAUAGGAUAUAUUCUGUAUUUGUUGUGAAGAAUGUAUAUCUUGUGGAAAGGUACAAAAACUUCAAAACUGCAUUUGUUCAUAAACCCAAAGCAACUCUUUAAAUACAACCUGUUUAUAACCCUAAGAAGGUCAUUUUUUAGAAGCUUCAGAAAGCGAAAAACAGGAACAGUCAUAAAAGGGGAGCAGACUACGCACUUGAGAUCUUUUAAGCUCUUGACUUUGUGUUAUGUUAACUCAUGGCCAUACAUUCAGGAGUGCAUCUAGACUAAUAAACAACAUUUCUAGAUGAAACUCAAUUCAAUAACCUUGAGGGUGUUACAUUCAUUAUUAUCACUCAUAUUUCUUAUUUAUCGCCUGCUAAAUGCUUAAUUCUGAUUGGUCAAAAUCCUUUGUCUUGCCCGUCAGGAUUCCAUUUUGCGUUACCAAUGGCAAACUGUACUUAUAUAUGAUAGUAACAAAACAAAACAUAAGUGAAGAGCAACAUUUGGUGGCAAAAAGAAAGCAAGGAAGACUAACAGCCUGUAAGAGAAAUGGCUGAUCCUAAUUUAGAUUUUUGGGUGGCAUUUUAGGGAAGCCAAUCCAUUUUUAAAGGGUGGUCAUGCCACCUCUGGCAACCCCUUUGGACAUGCCCCUGCGCACAGCAUGUGAGCUAUGAACUUCAAGGAUGGACUAAUGAGCUGAAGAGUCUUGUUUUACCUCCUUAAAUAUAACAUAAUACCUUCUGUAAGACUUCUUUAAGGUCCUCUUUCCUCCUUGAUAAAUUUGUUUUAGUCGCUCAGUGUAAUGCCUUGUUUUUCUCUCAUUCAUUCUUUGUAUUUUCCUGUGAAGUCUGAGUCAUCAUCCUUCAGACUAAUCCUGUGUGUCUGUAUGUGUGUAUGUGUGCGUUAGUGAUACUAAUGGUCUGACCAUUAAAUCGAACCCCUGCUGUACUAUGAUGCACCGCUCAAAUGAUUCAGUCAUAAACAGUAAGUGGCUGAUAAACUGGUGAAAUGGAGCGCUCAGUUAACUGUUGUUAUCAGUCAGCUGGAGGCAGGAGCUCCAUCAGGUGGGGGAGGAUCACAGGAGCUCAGUGGAGUGAGCUGCUGAUCUGCCUGUUCAGAAACACUCAUUGGAAAAAUCAAGUUCUUUAAGAAAAAUGUUCAAAAGCAGUGACUCAAACAAAGAGGCGACCCAAGAUUUUAAACCCAUCUUAUUUGAAAACUGGCUCUAAAAUACUGCUUAAGUAGAAUCAACAACUCUCAAAGGGUUCUACAUGAGGUCAGCUACUAUACUCUUUAUACUUUUUCAAGUAUUGUGCAACAAUAUUUUGGGAGACCUCUUUAGGUGACAUAUUAACAUUCUUAUCUGAUUCAAUAUUCCCACAUGUAAGUACGGUUUAGCAUUAAAGCUUAAAAUCAUAGGGUACCUGAUGCACUUUUGUUUUUACGGAUCUUAUCCAGUAUGCCCACAACUGAUGCUGGGUCUGUGUUCCCAAAGAUGCAGAGUGUGGUUGAGGUCAGAAAUCCGUGCAGGGCACUCUUGACAUGACCAAAACAUUAUCUUUUGUUUUAAUGCAGAAGGAGAAGAAAGUAUAUCUCUAAGACCAGAAGCAUGUCUUUGUGUAUCAUUUAGUCAUAUAAUGAAGCAUGAAGAUUAAAAAAGUCAUAGAACACAAGUUCACAAAAACCAAAGUGGGAGAAUUUGACUUUAUAUGCGCAUCGAGAAAGUUUGUCCUUAAAAUAAGGCUAGAAAGCUUCAAACUCAGUGCAGCUUCUAUCAAGUAGCGGACCAGCAAAGCCAAGCUCCAGUGCUGCUUUUGCACACUGAGCAUUGCAGCUUUCUCCUGAGCUACUCACUGGAGCACCCUCAUACCUCCAGAUAUUGAUCUUUCUUGAUGGAUCACACACUGCUCAGCCAUGACCAGCCUACAAACAAGCCUGUUUUUCUGCACUUCUUGUGAAAUCUGCAGCCCAUUUAUAGAAAAAAUAAAGGGGAUACAGUUUUUAACAUUUCUAAAUCAACACAGAGGAAGUGUUUUAUUAUGAAAGGCAGGUCAGAAUCUGCUGAGCUGGAUUUAUUGUAAUCAUUUGCUCAGCGGUUCUGACAGUCUAUCUGUGUUUCUCAUUAUUUGUCAGUCGCUUUAAUUACCAACCAACAUGUUUCCCCAGACACUUAAUUUUAUGUUUAUUUUGGUAAAAUGUAAUUUAAUGUGCUUCCAGUGAGGGGAAUUUCCCAUUUUGUUGUGACAAACUUUACUUUUUUGCUAUUCAUGUAAUUUUUGAGGAACUGAUUAUUUGUGUCAACCAAAAGAAAUCCUGUUUUUAUAAAUGUUUAUUCUAAAAAAGAGGGCGUGCUAUGGGAAGGAACUAAGGAGCAUUUUUUUUAAUUUGAAAUAUACUUUUGCAUGUUUUGAUACUGUAAUAAGGGUCCAGUGAGGAACUUUAGGUUGUGUUAGUUUUGUUACCUCUUUCGGACUAGUCUUAGCCUGUCCUCUUCUUCUGUGUGCUCAAGUGGUGCCAUGGAGAAAAUUUUUCCUGUUCGUUACUUGAGUGUUUUUUUUCUUCCAAUUCUUGUCUUUUUUUUCUCUGCUGCUCAGUAGUUCGUCAUUAACUACCAAUGUCAGGAGCAAUUUUUGGCACUUUAUUAACAGGAGGUAGGGAAUAUGUAUGUAAUCUGACUGUCCCUUGCUUUUGUUAUUUAGAAACAUACUCUUGUUUCGGGGUUUUGACCAAUCAAAUCAAGUACGUAACACAGCCAGGUAUAUUAUAUAAAAGCUGGGUAAUAAACAUAACUUCUUGAGAAAUAGUUUUCUUUUUUUUCUGUCUUUUAUCUCGGACAUGUAAUCUUUUUCACGUACCUUGACAUGUUUCGGAGGAGACUUCCGCCUUCCUCAGAGGUGUCACUUGGCGGUAGGUCUGACACGUCAUAUCGGUAACCACGUUUAGCUCACAUGUGCAAAAUUUCUUGAACCGAUUAAAAAAUUGAGGGAUCGGAUAAUAUGAAUCCACUGUUUACACGGGUGCAAAAUCAAAUAAUCCGAUGACGAUGUGCGUGUGGCCUACAUUCACAAAGUUUUAUUCAGAUUAGAAGCAUUUGGACAUGCGCAGAGCUGUCUAAUUUCGCUAAAACAACCGCAGAAGAAGAGUUGUAUUUAUGCCUGUGCUGUCAUCCAACCAACUCCAUCCAAUUCAGCAGUUUCCCCCCUGUUAAGUGUUGUCACUAGAUGGCGCCCUUGCGUAAUUAUUUUACUAUUCAGCCAAAGGUUGCACUGUGCGUGCAGAUGUGACAUCAUUACGCUAUGUACGCCUUGUUAUGUUGCCGGAAGAGCAGACACGGCACCUGCGGUUGUGUUUUAUGCCGGAGUGUUUUUUAAUAAUGAAACCUCCUGUACCGGCCUCAAUAAAUAAACCAACGGCUAAAGAGUGAAGAUCGAGUCAGGUAAGAGAGUCACGAUCGGAAUAAGUGUUUACAUGGACGCGUUUCGAAAUAACAAUCGGCAUAAACCGCCCCUCUCGAUCGGAAUGCAAAUGAUUGAGCCGAAUUGGGCCACAAUCUUCCGAUCGACAUAUUUACAUGAUGCAUUUUUAUUCGAAUCGGGCAUUUAUUCCGAUUAUUUGUGCUCAUGUAAAUGCAGCUAAUGACACUUUUGAGGAAGAUGGAAGUUUCCGGCUAAAAUAUGUCAAGGUAUGUGAAAAGGAUUACAUGUCUGAGAUAAAAGGGGAAAGCAGAAAACUAUUCCUAAAACACUGCAGACAUGAUAAACAUCUUUCAAUUAUAACUUCAUGAGUCUGCUUUUACCAAACAUUAAAUCUGUUGAAAAACAUAAACUUCUCAUCUCCUGUCGAGAUUUCAGUGCUUAUACAAACAUGAAACCACUUCAUCUCAACAUCUCUGUUAAUCAUCAGAAGUUGUCAGGUUGUCUGGUAUAGAGGCAAACUGCAUCCUGAAAUAGCUUUUCACACUUUGCUCACUCAAUCCUACACAAUCUGUAUUUAGAUGUAGAUGAAGUCAACAGAAGACUUUUUGAUACCAUUAAGAAAGUACAGUACAGACCUAACUUUAGGUGCUUUUUUUUACCAUACUAAAUCAGCCAUUUGUGUACAUCUAACGUCCUCCUCCAUAAUUUAUCCGUCCCACUGCAGAGGCUGAGAUGUAAUAAUGUCACAUGUUUAGUUUAUAGCUACUAAUAAAUCAAGUGAUUCUAAGUAAUCCAUUCAAAUAGAUAAACGUGCAGCUCAGAUACUGCUCACUUUUCUUUUCUCUGGUUUCCUGGAUGGUGGUUCAUGGUCUCUUUUGUUUAAUUAAUAGAAUACAGUGAGCAGAGAUACAUAUCAGUGUGUUUACAUGCAUAAAUUUGCCACACCACAUCACUUAAUAUAUGUAGUCCCCUCGAGCCCCUCCACCGGGUUAAAUUGAUGACGCCAAUUGUUUAAGUAGUGCUGCAGUUUCUCUUCAUUCAGCUGUAUUCCUUUAUCCUCAGGGUGGCCACCCUAAAUUAGUAAAUGGAUCACAGCACCAAGUGAAGCAAUUUAUUUGGCCCGUGAAGAUGUCUUUAUUCUGUUUGUCGGUCCAGGUGGGAAUAUAGAUAAAGAGACUAACGUGGGUUAUUAUCAGCUGCUUAGAAGACAGUGAUUCACAUGGUCUGUCAGAGCCAAAGACAAAUGAGCUUUUUGGUACCAGGAAAAACCGGCAACAUCCUAAAGAAGGAUAGGUCUGAUAGACUGAUUGAACUGUUGAAGUUACUAUGCCUGAACGGGUGGGAACAGCUGGUGAAGUCAAGUACCAACUUAACUACAGGACACUAUAUGCCAUACCAUAUAUAUUGUACUAUAUCGCAUCCUUUCCCAACAUAUUUUGUUUUAUCAUACUGUACUGUGUUGUAUUUAAUCAUUUCAUUUUAUAUCAUAUUGUGUUGUAUUGUAUUGUAUCAUAUCAUCUUGUGCGUGUCACAUAUUGCAAGCAACCCCACAAUAUUAAUAAGAGGCUCAAUGAUGCACAGGUGGCCCAGACUAGACAUGGCUUUGACCUGUUCAGUCUGUAAUGUAUUAGAUUUCUUAUUGGCAUAAAUAAAAGCUUUUGUAAAAUAUAAUUAACUAAAGGGAAGCCAAGCGAAAAUUGUAUCUAAUCAGACAAGUAUGCAAUGAGUUACAUUCAAGUCAACCAUUUCCGGAGGCAAACGUUUUUUUUUUUUCUUCCACUUAGUCUUAUUGGCCAUUAUAUUUAAACAAAAAAAUAAUAAUUUAAAAGGCCCAUUAAUAUUUUAGAGGUCAGGAUGACAUACAUUUUAUGGUCGACAUCUUUCUUGAUAAAAGACGUGAGUGUAAAAUUAUAUUUGACAAUUAUUCAUCGACUUCUACUGGAAUAAACUGACCCAGAAAAUUUUAGCACUUCUCAUAAAUUGGCCAUGGACUGAGAAAAAAAAAAAAACCCAGAUCAUCACAAACUAGGAAAAAUCAUGAUACAUUCAUUGUUUCCAGGGAAAGUGUUCCACUUUUUCCCCUUUUCAGAUCAAAUUGUUCUGCUCUGCUUUAAGUCCUGUUGUUUCAGUCCUUUGUGCCAUGUUGGAGCGCGAUCUGUGCAGCCGGUUUGGAGACUGUUUGGAUGAAGAGAAAUCAGAUGUGACAGACGAAAAAGGUCACGAGCUAUACUCCAGACAAGCAAAUGUUGCUGUUCUCUCCAAAAAAGCUUGAUAAACUCAAUCCCUGGUGCUGUUUGAGUGGAGAUAAGAGAGGCAAACUGUGCACAGUGGCCUGCUGGGGACUACUGCGACUCAUGACCAAAGAGAAAGUUUGAUCACGAGUAAAAACCUGAGAGACUAACACUAAUGAGGUGUGACUCGGUCAUGGAGAAUGAGGCUCUGUUCUUCUUUCUCUCUAGUUUUCUCUUUUUUCCAGACAAACUCAUGAUGGAUAAAUUUAUAUGCACUAAGGGACACAACUCUUCAGUCCACUCCAUCUCCAUCCUGGAUUUUUGUUCUCUUUAUAUUGUAUUAAAGGUUUAUUUAGCUACAUUUCUGCUCCCGAUUCCUGAGGAUAUUUCUGUUCAAAAAUGAGAAGCAGUAGGGUGAAGUCGUCUUUAAGCCUCUAAAGGCUUCAGAGGCAAAGCAAAAGGCAACACAGUGUCACACAGUAAGCUCCAGUAAGCUUUUCUUUGUCCUCUUUCACCUUCAGCAUCUGUACUGGAAUGUUUUCCCUCAAAUAUGAUCCAUUAUUGAUGGGGGAAUUCAGCAUGAAGGAGGCUGUCAGGGUGCUUUUUUCAUCGUUGCAUGAACAGGGGAACCUUGUCCAGGAGACAAAAUAUAAGAGUGUGUGAGAGUAUGUGGUACAUUGAUUUUUUUUUAGUCUGUGUGUGAAUAAGAGAAAGACAGGGGAAAACUGGGUGAAAAAAGAGGCAUUGCAACAGUUUAUCUGGAGUUAAAUGUAAUAAAAAUGAAAAAAGGAGAAGCGGAAGCUGAGUCAGAGGGCAGUUUACAGCUGAGUCGAGUAAAAAAGAUGAUCACUGAGAGUUAGGACUAUUUUCUUUCUCUCUACGGUGCUUUACAACCCUCUUCUUGUUCCCCUUGACAACAAAAGUGAAUCCCAGGUUGAUAUUUUGUGCUGUAAAAAAUGACAGAGAGUUGCAAAACAGGUGCAGAGACAGACAGACAAAAAAAAAAGUUGUCAAAUGUUGUACUUGUUUACUCGUUGCUUGUUUUAAUUCAUUGUCUCUCUGUUUCAGUUUUUCACAGACCCGUGUGCUAGCAGCCCCUGUCUCCAUGGAAACUGUAGCCAGAUUGACAGUGAGGAGGAGGGGGAACCGGCCUAUACAUGUGAGUGCACUGAGGGCUACGAGGGGGAAAGGUGCGAUCAGAUCUUAUUGGACUUGCCAGCUGCUGACUGGGACCCUGCCACCCCCUCUGCUCCUGAACUCGCCACCCCCGCCGCCUCCACAACUACAGUCGCCACUCAACCGCCACAACCAACCACCGUCGCCUCCACCACAACACCUGCACCUCCCACCUUGCAGCCAUGGCAACCCAAAGCUGGGCAGAGGAUGCUUGUGGUGCAAUGGGAGGCAGACAGGGUGAGAUAACAUGCACUCCAAAUUUAAACUCCUUCGAGGCUUUAUCUUUAAGAUGUGUAAAGAAAAACAUUUGUGUGUGUCUGUGUAUUUGUGUAUGUGUGUUUCAGGUGAUAGAGGGUCUACACUGUGUGAGCCCUGAGCUGUGUGAGCUGACAUCAGGCACUCUGACUUUAUCUCUGGAGGUGCCUGAGGAGACGGCUGUAAAGUAAGAGCAACAUUAAGUAUUUCACAUGACUAACUGCACUGAGAGCAGGGCCGCAUGGACCAGAUACUUUGCCUCAUGUCCAUUCUAUUGUCAUUGAUAAAAAGUAGUUAUAGUUUGCAUUGAUGAUUGUUGUUUAAGAUUUUGGAAUAAGUUUACCAUGUGUAAGUGAAUUUGUAUAAAUAUCAUUGAUUUCACUUAGGUAGGGGGCCGGUUUAAAUUAGUGGUUAAAUUCUGCUCUCCGUGUGCUGAUGCUGUCCUCAAAGUAGUCUGUUCUGGCUUGAUUUCAACCUGCAUGUCGUUCCCUACUUUCUGUCCUGGUGUCAUAUUAUAUUUACUUCCCCAUCCUCUCAGUAAAUGUAUGAACCCAAAAAAAUAAACCUCUAAAAGGAAAAAAAAUACUGAGGAGGAAAAGUCAUGUAAGUUUAAUGUAUUUAUUAUUGGUGCCUGGCCUCAGAAAAUGUGCAAUUAAACAAAUGAACAUUAAUCAGUUUUAACACAGUUGCUUUUAAUUGUCCAUUUUGUCAUUUUGGUGGUAGAAUCUUGUAUCAACUAAAUAUUCCAUCAGUCCAUCACCUUAUGUGACUCAAGUCUAUAAACCUAUAAUAUUUCAGAUUGGUAUGAGUUAAAGGAAGCAUUUUCAAGUAAACAGUUUGUUGGUAAAUAUACUGGGUCACUUGAAUUUGACUGAUUUAAAAUUUCUAUGAAAAGUCUUGUACUAUUUGCUCACAAUAUUAUGGUGUGUAUAUAUUUGAUGUUUCAAAUUAGCAAAAUGAUCAAUUUAUGAUACAUAAUUUACUUAAAUAUAGACUAAAGUAAGGGGAGGAGGGGUCCAAUCAGGUAUGUUACAAGUGUAUUUGUUGAUGAACUCUGAAUGUGAUGCAGUGAUUUUAAUGGAUAUUCUGGUGUAAAUUAAUUUAGGGUCAACAUAUCCCAAAACCGAGUUAGACACCCCCCCGGGUCCCAGCCAUAGUACUAGCAACCAAACAUCUUUUUAGCUUUGCUUAAUUUCUUUAGCAAAGAGACUAAACACAACUCACCUACUCUCUUCCAGCAGCCGCUUGUUUGUAGCGAGACCUCAGGCCAAUCCAUUACAGACUGCUGCGGGGUGACGCAGCUCAAGGAAGAACAUUUAAGAUCAUUUCUUCAUGGAAAAGCGAUCCGACCGAGACGCUAAGGCAGAAGAACUACCGCGUCUGCAGUGCAAAAUUAUUCAUAUGGUGAUUAUUACUUCAAGUAAAUGAUAAAGAAAUGAUGACUCGGUGUUACGGUGUGUUUGACCCUAAAUUAAUUUUAUGCCAGAAUAUCCCUUUAAAGCUUGAUGUUACAUGAGGACAUGAACUCUCAGAUCUUCACCCAAAAAGCUGCAUUCAUUAUUGUAAUCCACUCUCCUUUUUGGAUCCCAAUUAUACAGACAACACAACAAAGCAACACAGCAUGCUGUACAGUGGUAUAAUGUCCACAUUAAAAAAAACCUAAAACUAAACCACAGCAUUUUAUCUGCUUAGUAAACGUAAAGCAUCUUUGGCUGAUUUCACAAAACAGCUUGCAUCUUUUGUAACUUAUAGCUUUCUAUUUGAGUGUCUCGGUGACCCAUCUUUGGGACUCAAAACAAUCAUUUACCUGUGCUGCACCGCUCCAGGUGUGCUCCAACUUUUAUGAGCAUGUUGCUCAUAAACAGAAUUACAAAGAGAGUCUAAAAAAAGGUCUAUGAAUUAUGCAGAGGUGAUGGUCAAGGUGAUCAUCUCAUGCCCUUGAUGUUGCCCCUCAUUAUUGAUGGCAGGCACGACUCGGGGCCCACAAUUGCAGACUGGGAGCUGCGACUUAAUCAACUGCUGCUGCUUUGUUUUCAUACUGUAUAAUUAUACCUGAACACACUCCCAGUGAAGGACUCUUAUAUACAAACACGUGCAGCACUGUGAAAUGAAGCAGUGAACCAACAGUGACAUCGAUUUAGAGGGGCUGAUGAUCCUGUAAUGAUAGUCAUGUCUCAGAGAGGGAGAGAGCAAGGGGGAGAGAGGGGAGGAAGAGAGGGCAAGAUGUAGAGAGAAGGAGGGAGAGGAAGAGGACAGAUACAGAGAAGGAGAUAACACUGCAGGUACAAUACAAGCACAAGCAUGCCUUCAAACAAUACCAACAGUGUCUCUACAUAUUACUCAACAGAAUACUCCUGUAUGAUACUUAUAUAGUAACCUACUGGAUUUGGCUUCCUGUGGACAACAGUGGCUGCCGUCAGUAACAUAUUUGCUGCCAAAUAGCUACCCUGUUUUCAAAAUAGUUAGAUCAAUGUGCCAAAUGGUUCCCAAUCACAAAUACUUAAAAUUCUGCUUAUUUCAAAAUAGUAUUGUUUUGUUUUACAAUAAAUAUCUGCCCAUUUUGAAUUCGAUCAUAUUUCAAUUCAGUCGGGGCGGGUUCAUGUUUAACAUGGUGUUUGGCCGCACGUCCAGAGAGUCAUCAGCAGUUUAGGCUCAUGUUUAUACAUGGUGUCCUCUUUGCAUGGUGAAGUUAUAACCUGCUUUCUGUGCAGAACUGUCCCUCUGUUAUCAGCCUUAUGCCUUUUGUUCAGAGACUUCUCCAGAUUUCCACAGAUUCUAAAUACUUUACCCUAGAUGAUGAAAUCUCACCGUUCUUUACGAACUUAGCUAAAGGAACAUUAUAAUCCUAGAACUGUUGAACUACUUGCUCAUCCAGUGGUGAACAUCUCCUUACCUUUUCUUCAGGGAGACUCAGCCUCUCAGGAGUGCCUUUUUCAUGUCCAGUCUCUAACCUGUUGCAAACAUAGUUAACAGAUGUUCUUACCAGAUGUUUAUUGAGCAUAACACUUUCCUUGUGUUCUGUUGUCUCUGUCCUGUCUGUACUGUUUGGAUUGGAUUUGAAAUGAAAUGAACUGCUACUCUCACUUUAGUUGUUCAGUUAAAUAAAAAUAUUAUAUGAAUCCCUCUGCCUGUAAAACAGAUACAAAACAUAGAAAAUCAACACAGUUUAAUCAAAUGCAUAGUGUUUUUCCAAAGCUUGAACCAGGAGCAGCUUUUCACUAGCAUAGCAGAGGUAAUCAACAAAAGAAAACCCUCAUUUGGUUCCUAGUAGCCCUAUUUUUACAACUUUCAGCACUUACCUCUGUCACGGCUUACAGCUUCAGGCUCAGUUGACCUCCUGCGUCAACAAUUGAAGAGAGCCAUGGCCCAAAAUACCUGCUUUAAUAUCUGUAGUUGUGCUCUGCAGGCAUUUUCUAAAGUUAGCUUAUGCAAGAGGUGUUUACAAGUUUUCUUAUGGCUCCAGAUCAUAUCUUUUAAAAAUCCAAGCGGAUACAAACAGUUCUUUUAUAAUAAAACUGAUGCAGAGGAGCUAAUAUUUUUUGUAACCUUUAUUCAUUAAGAAGUAGUACUAAUAUGUGGAGAAAACAGGGCUGAGAGAAUAAUUAUUGCUGCUUGUUUUUGUUGAUAUUAGAGUGACUAUAUCAGGUGAGGGGCUGAGGCCACAAUGAUGCUGAGACACAUUUAACCAGUGAGGAGCCUUAUUAGAGGUGUUCAGUGUCUUCUUGGCCUGAUCGACAAAUUUCACUCCAUCAUCCUGUUUCUCCUUCUUGAGAACUCAGCGUGGUUCCUCAGCUCGGCUCUGGUGUUUGCUGUCUCCUCAGCAGGAAAGAAACUGUGGGGGCUUGAUGUCCUGGCAGGAAGUAUGGUCAAACAUAGUUGUUCUCAACCUGCGCAGCGAGAGACCGACUGCUCUGCUCAGAUGUAUACAGAUGCAGUUACGAUAGGACACCCUAGCGGCUCAUCUGUCAUCCUGAAGUGAACACCCCCGGAGGGCAGAUGUAGCUCAGAGACAGUUGUCUCUCAACUGGUGGGUUGGGGUUCUAAUCCCAGACAAGCCCCUUAUCACAAAAUGUCCCCUGGUGGCUGUGUAUGAAGGGGAAUAGUAGAUACAUGUGGGGUGAAUGAGUGAAUACGAGAUGCAAGGUUAAAGCAAUCUGAUCAGUCAGUAAAUUAGAGAAACAACUAAACAAUCUGAUAAAAAUAAUAGUUAAAAUUUUUCCUCCUAGAUCCCGAGACCAUCCCUUACAACACUGGUUGUGUUUCACAACUUUGAUCACAAAGGUCAGAGUGUUUCAGCAGAAGUUUGACCCCUGGCGGCUGUACUCAGCAGACCAGAUGAUGAAGUAACAAACUAGAAGACUUGUCUGAAAUCUUAAACCACACUCAGGACGCUGCUGGCCACCAUGAGUUGAGACAAUAGUGCGCUAAGCCUCUUAUGUUGGAUGGAAUACAGCAGUUAUCUGAUCCUUCCUCUGGAUUAUGUAGAUUUCUUUUCUGUUGUGUCUGUGGAUGUACUGAACAAUUAGGGUGGGGAGAUAAAUUGUACAUUUUUUAUUUUUCCUCUUGAGAAGUCCAUAAUUUGAAGUGAGACAAAUGCAAAUCUGAAAGGCCAGAAAAUGCAGCAGAAAGCUGUCACCAAUUAAAAUCUGUUUUUUUUCUUCCUUUGCGACAUGCGAGUACUCGUGCUCUGGGGGCGCGCUGAAUCCAAAGCCCACAGUAAUCAGAUUCUUUGUCUAAUUCUCCUCCUUCUUUAUCUCCUCACCCUUCAUCCCUCCUGUCAACCUUUUGUCUCUCUAAUUAGGGUGGUGGUGAAUGCCAGUGGAGCUCCAGUGCUGUGGCGUGUGAAUGAGGAGGGUUAUCUGCGCUCCUCCAUACUGAAUGGCACGACGAUGUGGUUCCUGCAGGCUGACGAUGGACUGGUGGUGACAGACCGCUUGCUGCCUCUGGGACAGAACUACUUCUUGAGUAAGCUGACAAAUCAAGUCCCUACUGAGUCACUUUGAAUUGAUUGUUAAGACCGUAGACUGUGUAUAGAAUGGACGCCGUCUGCCUCCUCGCUGGGUGAAGCCACCCCGAAAACACCACCCUCUGGUGACAGGCUGCAGUAUAGGUCAUACAUAGAAGUAAAGGUCAUAGAAAUUUAUUAUGCAGAAUAUAAUUUUUUCUCCCCCCUGGUUGCGAUGUUGACAUGUAGUUAUUGCAGUGGUUCUCAAGUCCAGUCCUUGAGCCCCCCUCCUGUCCUGCAUGUUUUGGAUGUUUCCCUGCUCCAACACACCUGAUUCAAAUGAUCAGCUCGUUAUCAAGCCAUUCCAGAGCUUGAUAACGAGCUGAUCAUUUGAAUCAGGUGUGUUCACCUGAUUCAAGCUGUUGGGUGAAGUCCUUCACAUACAUGGAAGUUAGUCACAGAAGCAAAAAGUGUAACUAUAAAACGCUAGAGCCAACAAGACACACCUGAGUGUGUACAGCUUCUACUGUUGUACUCGUCAAGCCUCUUGCUCUUCCACAACACUGUAAUGCGAUGUAAAUCCACACACCAGGACUUCAAUGUCAUGCGUCCUGUUGGUUGAAUGUAAAAGAAUAAAGGGGCAGUGACAGUGGAGCUUCACUUUGGUACAGGGAUGGAAUCUGAAUGAACUACUUUUACACCUUUCCUUCAAAGGCUGAAGUCACAGGGCUUUCACAAUAAGGUGAAGUUUUCACACUAUCACGCCAGAAUAGGAAGUAUAGUGACAGCGGUGUAACAAAGAUAAAAAGGUGUUUCUGAAAAACAUCAGAGCUGGCAGGAUGAACAGUGUUGUGUGUGUGUUUGUCAUUUCAGGGCUUGACACUAACUUUUUUCACAAGGAGCACAUAUACUUCGGAGUUGAAAAAGUAAGGAGCACACAAAGAACUUUCGGAGCACAGUGAAAAUUGAUCAAAUAAUGUGUGUCUUCUUGUCCACCCUUAGUACUAUUAUUCAAAAUCAAUUUUAGGCCAAUUGGUCACAUGACAUGGAAGCUAUUGAAGGAAAACAGCCUUUUUCUCAGAACAUCAACCGGUAAUUUAUUGAUGGUCCCUUAUUCAACACCCAACGAUGACAGGGAGGAUGCCAAGUAGAUUUAACCCUGCUGCUGUUGCUAUUCCCGGCUAUGGAGAGUGAGAAGACACCAGUAGAUCCGCAGUGAAUGUCUGUCGAAUAUCCAACCUAAAACUAACUUCACCGCGGUAUUUACAUGAAAAAACAUUUGUUACCUCGGCUAAUUUUUUUAUGCGCUCAUGUACCCCUGAAUACAUUUCACACACAUCUAUGUCUACAUGUUUUCAUGUCUAAAACUUGCAUAAGGCGCUGACUAGAGAACAAAUACUAGAAAAUAGAUCAUUAACAAGGAUGUUUACUAGAUUUCAAUGUUGUUUCAUUUAGUCAUUCAAAUCUCCAUCUUAAUAAGAUGUCAGGUGAGAAAAUGUAUUGCUUUUUGAUGAUUUUCAUUUCUCUGUACUCUAAGUUAUUUGAAUUGUGUUAAUGUUCAUCAAACAAGCCUAAAUAAGUUUAAUAAGUGAAGACCCUCCUAAAACCUUUUAUAGAACUGAUCCAACACAACCAGAGGAUUACUGAGUUUACAUAUAUCUUAUUUUACAGAGUUAAUCCUGGUGUGUCUUUAGGGAGAAUCACAUAAUAUUUGCAUAUAUGCGUCAGAAAUUAGCAUUUGCAUAUUAGCAAAAAAAAGAUAUUUAUGAUGAUCUCCCAUCUGCUGAACCUCACACACGUUUAGUGAAAGAUACACAGUCAUGCUCAGAAUGCGGUCUGGGCUGAGGUGGUCUCUGAAGGGAGGAGGGGGAGAGAAGGGGUAAUUGUGGUCUCACCCUUUGACUGACAGGUUGUCUGACCUCUGUGUGUGCUCAACAUGCCUGAUGCUGUUUCAUCCUGCCGCCUCUCUGUUCACCUUGAUGUGUCUGCUAACUGUGGCAGCGCAGCCUUCGCUUCGCCUGAGAGAGAAAGGGAGACAGGACGGGAGGUGACAUUGGAGAGUUAGAAAUAAGGGUAAGAAGAAUAAUGGAGGGAGGGAGACUCAGAUAAGUAGGGAGUAAAACUGUGAAGAAGAAAUGAAACGUAGAAAAGGAGAAGUGAAGCAGGACGAGGGAAUAGUGAAGGUGAAACAGCGAGAGGAGGAAAGGAGUUAGCGAAGAAGGAAUGAAAGGGAGCAGUGACUCUGCAGGUUCAACACAUGAUGUCACUGGACGGAUGAUCACCUGGUCAGGGGUAACGGAGAAGCAGGAGUUGUUUUAUUAAGCCCUCUGGUUGGCUGAGGGGAGCGCGUCGUCACUGUUGCGUCAUAAGUGGACUGGCAGCUCAUUGGCUCGUAUCAGCCUCUAAAAAAUGGCAACUGAUCUUCACUAUGAAGCUAUUUUUAUCCAAGGGCUCGUGGAGCUGUCGGUUUUGAUUGAAGACAUGAUGAGAGGUGUUGUGAACUUAAAGAUCCUCAGAGACAAGACUGGGAGACUGGUACUAUUUUUAGACACGAGGAAGAGCUGCUCCUGCCAGGGCUUUUCUUAACAUUUUUAGAUAAGGCUUAAUUGUUUUUUGAUUGUAUUAAAACUUCCAGAUAACCACAUACACUCAUAGCAAGCCAUUACUUGACAGCACUAGCUUAAUGGGAACUAAGUGCUCCCACUGAAAAUACAUAUAUAAGGAUGUUAGUAUAUUAACAUGCUUGCUUUUGACUCUCAGCUCUGAUUAGGAGGAUUGGUCGAAGUCUUGUUAAGUGACAUAUGACGAUAAAUAUACUAGCUUCUCCUCAUCUGAUUAAUUUGCACAUCUUCAAGUCGCCUCUCCUCAUCUGACUCCUCAUCUUCCCAUCCUUUAAUUGUGCCUGGAGGAAACAAGGAUCAAAGAAAGAGGGGCUUAGCGCCUACGUGAAACUGCAGCCUGCCUUAUCUAAUUAUUUCUUUAUGUAUUUUCAUGAAUCUCUCAUGAUGCUGAGGAAUGUGUAACAGUUUUAACACUGUGACCGAGGUAUUAAAUACACAUCAUAACUAUAUACAGGAUAUUUCAAUCAGAAAAUGUGGCGACAUCAUGUAAAUCAGUUGUUUGUUUUUUUAUUUUUGCAAAUGAAAUAAGAAGCCACUGGAAUCAUACCAAGUAAUUCUGGUGUUCAUAUAUAAGAAAUUUUUAAAUGGAUGUUAAAUGGUUUGAAAUAUUAAUCAAAGUACUGCUACAAAUGAUCAGCCAUGUUUUUCAUGUACGUGUGGAAUAUAUGGAAAAUUUCCAGUGAGAGAUUCCCCAGACAUUUGUAUUAGGGAUGGGAAUUGAUAAGAUUUUAUCGAUAUCGAUGCCAUUAUCGAUUCUGCUCAUCAAUCGAUUCAAUUCCUUCAUGAUUCCCUUAUCAAUGCCUCUCUUUGAUUAAAGAAAAAGCAGACCAUAGGUUUUCACCAUUUACUCAAAAUAACAGAAAAGAUGUAUGCCACCUUCAGUGAGAGUCUAAAAACAUAAACAACAAACGAUUUGUACAGCAUUUACUUGGUCGGUAUUAAGUUAAGAUGACCUCAUCUUCUGUGACAGGUGUGCUGCACGUUGGCGCCCCCACAGCCCCGGAGGUCACCCUGCGUCUCAACCUGACAGUGAAGGCCAGCAGCUGCGUGGAGCCUGGCAGCAGCUUCAGUGACCCACAGUGCUCCGGGAAAGGGAAAUGUAUCACGCAGCCAUCUGAGGUGAGACAAAACAUAUAUCUCUGCACUUGGGCAUUUUAGAGUUGGUGAAGUUGGAGGAGAAAGAUGGAAUGGCAGUGAAUGGAACAAAAACAGUUCAGAGCAUCAUAAUAUAAUGUCAGAAUUUACUGCAAUGUAAAAAUAACAAGCGCUUUUACAUCUAAAUAAUUCAGACGUACACUAGAAGUAAGCAUAUGUGGCCCCCUAUUUACCCCUGAGAUCCAUAAAUCUGUAGGAACCAUUAGAUGGUUCUCUUUCUUAAACCAGUUUUCUCUCCACGGUUCAGAAAAUGAAACCAUGUCACCGCUGCUGCUCAGUAUUGCAUUGUUAUUCUUCAGAAUUGUUUCACAGUCUGCAAUCUCAUUAUUUCUGUUUCACAAGUUCCCCCCCCCCUUCUCAUCCAUGUCUCCCAUUGCUUCACCUUCAGGGUUCACUGACUUAAUGUGUGAAAUUCGUGUGUAACGGGUGUGUAUUUUUACGUGCGUGCGUGUUUUUGCAGAGCACUUUCUUUUGUGAGUGCGAGGACGGCUACACUGGAAUCUUUUGUGAGGAGUUCGAUGCGUGCCACCACAGACCUUGUCACAACAAUGGCACCUGCGCUGAUGUCCGACAGGGGGGAGAGGGACGCAACUUCACGUGUACCUGCCCUUCAGGUGCGUCCUUGAGUGUGUGUGUGAUGCUCUGUAAACAGAAUUAGACUCGGCCUGAAAGUGUGGUCUCGGUUAAUUUGAUUUCAGUCUUGUAGAUGUAGAAUCUAGGAUUCUCUGUCUUUGUUUCGAAAAAAAAUAAAAGAGCUCUGAACAAGAACAAAAGGACCAGGAGGGAAUUGAACCUCUGAUCCUGUCAGAUUUAUUUAAGGACAGCGAUGUGAAGCGAGAGCCUGUGGUGGAAAGGUAAAUGUCGGAGGUGACCAUUGAUUGUCUGUCACUAACUUUUAAGGACUUCAGCUAACAAGCCCUGUGUGUGUGCAGCUGAUACAAAACAGCACUGACAAAAAAGUCUAUCCAGGCUGCCCAAGUCAGUGCAUUUUGGAAGUAACGGAUUCUGUCUUAUUGGCUUCUACACUUCAUGAUGCAACUCUUCUCUCAGAAUAGGCAAAAGAAAACUUCAUACAAACACGUUAUAACACAGCUUUUUAUCAUUUAAAACUUUAAUACAUGAUCGAAGACAUUAAAAAUCAAGUAAACUAAGCAGAGCAGGGCAAACAAUACUGUAACUGUUUUCACCAGCAGGUUGGCUAAUGAUAUUUGACUUUGUUUUGCUGCCCUUCUUUAGCAUAUCAGUUUCACUUGCAUUUGACCAAAUGAGAAAUCCUUGCUGACUGUUUUUUUUUUUUGCUGAUUUCUCAUCCGCCCUCAAUAUUAUUCAAGCAGAUUGUCCAUGAAGCCGGGCAGUAUGGAAGUCAAUCAUGUCUCCAUUACAUGGAUUCAUGACUUUCUUACUGACUGACAACAGUUUGUUAGUAUUCAUGGAAGAAAGCUUUAAAGGGAAAUUCUGGUGUAAAAUUAAUUUAGGGUCAAACACAUUGUAACACCGAGUUAGACACCCCCUCAAUAGAUGAAGUUUGCGACUGCUUGCCUCUCUAGUUAUACCAACUUUAGUAAUGACCGCAGGAUAGAUCAUUUCUUCAUGGAAAAGCAAUCAGACUGGGAUGCUAAGACAGAAGAACUACCGCGUCUGCAGUGAAAAAUGAUAAAUAUGGUGAUUAUUACUUCAAGGAAAUGAUAAAGUAAUGAUCAUAAAUGUUCUUCCUUGAGCUGUGUCACCCCACUGUUGUCUGUAAUGGACUGGCUACAAACAAGCGGCUGCUGGAAGAGAGUAGGUCAGUUGCGUUUAAUGUCUUUGCUAAAGAAAUUAGGUAAAGCUAAAAAGAUGUUUGGUGGCUAGUGCUGUGGCUAGGACCCUAUAUGUACUGUUGAUGUAGUUAGGUGCUGUUCUGAUCAUUAUUUGUGGCUAUAGAGUGGCGUUUUGGUUGAGCUUUGUUGAUGACUCCUCAGACUUGGGAAAGUUGGGAUAACUAGAGAAAGAAGCAGUCGGCAACAUUCAUCUCUCGAGGGGGUGUCUAACUUGGUUUUGUGAUGUGUCUGACCCUAAAUUAAUUUUUCGCCGGAAUAUCCCUUUAAAUUACCAGCUCUCACACUGGGGGACAAUGCAGGGUUCUCUUUCCUGUGUUGUUUACAGUGUAAACCAGUGACUGUGUCAUUCAUCAAGAUAGCUGCACUAUGAUUCCAUUUACAGAUGACGGUGCUCAGAUUGACCUUUGAAAUGUCAGUGAGAUAAGUUACAGAACUGAGAUAAACCACUUCUACAACUGGUGUCUGGACCAUUUAUUGAUUUUAAACACAAAGGACACUGAAGAAAUGUUUUUUGUAUUGAAAGAGAAACUUGUCCCCGUCUCCUAUAAUCAACAAUUCAGCAAUUGAAAUUGUGCUGUAUAAGUAUUUUGGGCAUUAUUGAUAACAAGUCGACAAGGAAUCCUAACAGGAGGCCCAACAGUGCCCUUACUUUUUAAGGAAACUUUAAUUAUCAUGUUAAAGUCAUUUUUUGAUAAGAGCUUCAUUUUGUUUUUAAUGUAGGGAGAAGCGUAACCUGUACAAAACAGAAUUAAGUUGUCAAACUAGGUAGCAAGAUAACUGGGAAACAAAUGUGCAGCAUCUAUUUCCUCACAGACCAGUAAACAUUGAAUUUGGCCGAAAAACUCACAUAAUAGCGCUCUAGUGGGGAACUUUUUUCUGAUGAUUUUAUUUCAGGUUUGUUAUGUGUUGUCAUCUAUGGCCUUUAAUAUCUUUGCUUCUAAUGUGUUUUUAUCGCUCCUGGUGCAAAACAAACCCCCUCAGGGAGAUAAAGGUUUCAUCCAUUCAUUCAUUCAUUCAUUUAUGCGUUGCACACCACAUGUUUUUCAGGUUAUGAAGGAGAGCGCUGCCAGCUGCUGGUGGACCACUGCGUCUCUCAGCCCUGCAAGAACGGAGCCACCUGUUUCAGCAGCCUGGCCGGGCCCCGGUGCUACUGUCCUGAAGGUAAGAAAUCUGUGUUUGUUUGUGUGAGUCAGAGAGAAAAUGAAAUAGUACAGUGUUAUAUGUUUUUUUUUUCCAGUUACAUGAACCACAGCAAGGUCAUUUCAAGUGGGUUAACACAAACACCUGUGUUAUAAAAUUAUUUCACAGUUUGUAAAGGAAAAAAUAUUGACUGAAAAGUGUGAAUCUGGCGUUGGAUUCCUCUGUCUGAUUCCAGUUUUUGUACACUCUGUCCGCUCUAACUUUAACAGUAUCUGUGCCACAGAGAUGCCUAAUUUAAACCUUCCUCCUCUAGUCUAAUUAGUCUUCAUAGCCUCCAUGACCUGCAUCAGACUCUCAAAGGAGAUCCAUGACCGCAAAAACUACUGCCGAAGCAGCACUUCCUAAUAAAAGUGCUGAAGUUUGGGAUGAAUGUUCACCCUGUAUCAGCAGCACAGUGUUCACAGAGCAUGUUUGCACACAUACACAUGAAAAUACAGGGAAAACAAAAGCAAACAACAAACCUCAUUAAAUAAAUAGAAAUCAGCAGAUGGACUAAAACCUGAAGGAAAGCCUGUUUAUAUUGUUUUUGGUAAAGCUGCCAGCAGUAGGUUCAAACUGAAACCAGGGGAGGCGUCUCUCACACUGACUGUGCCGUUUAUCUGCAGCAGCUGAAAACAAGGUCUCCAACGAGGAAAGGAAUUCAUAAUCCAACACUUGUGUUUUUAUUUUCAUUAAAUGAGAGAGGAGAGGUGAGAGCAGCUGUGAGAGCCCUGCCAGCACCUCUUAAUUAGAGAGAUUUUGUGGAGAGGCUGCUUUUACAAAUUUCAGCAGCUUAUUAGAUAAUCCUCAGUCUGAGGGAACUCUGACUUGAAGACAGAUUACUUCUUUGUGUGUGUGUGUGUGUUUGUUUGAGUGUGUGUGUGUGUGUUUGUGUGCAUGUGCGCUUUCCUAACUAUCCAAGAGGGGGACUUGGCGUUGUAACACUUUCACCAAGAGGGGACCGCAUAGCCAACAGGGGACAUUUUUUAGGUCCCCUCCUGGUCAUGCUUUAAAUCAUGCUAAAACACACCCUGGUGAAGUUUUUUAAUUUUAGUCAAGUGGGGACCUGAAGGGGUAUGAAUGUUUAAGUCCAGGUUUCAGGUUUCAGGUUUUAGGAGUGUGAAUCAGCUGCUGAAAUGCACUUCCUUUAGAUUACUCUUUAGCUGCCUUAUUUUAGAAAAUUACAGAUCUUUUCAAGGAAAACACCCACCAACUACCAACUAACCAUGAACUAAUGCAUACAUGACAUUUUGACUUGUGUAGCACAGAUGAAGAUAAAUCAUAUUAAUUGAUUAAAAUCAUUGUAGUUGCUUCAGUUUCAGAGUCUUGGUGCUGUGUUUUGAUGUUACAACAGACUGUUACUAUUAUUGGUACUACCUGCUCUUUUCCAGACUUCACAAGUCUAUUUUGAAAUAACAGAGGAAACACGACUGUAGAUAUUUUCUUUGAAGCAUUAUAAAGGCAAUUUAUAAUUGAGACAGAGGGUCAGUGCUGAGAAAAAAUGCAGCAGCGGAGAAACAGAUGUAAUUCUUUUUCUGUCAGAGUAAAAUUAGGAAAUCUACAGCUGUAGAUGUCUCAUUAUAGGUCAGGACUGUUUAACAAAUGAUUAAUCAAUAACUGUCAGACUGCUGAUCAAUACUAACACUCCUCCAAUGGUCAGCAUAAACAAACAAACAAACAAACAAACAAACAAACAAACAAACAUCCCUUUCAGACUUUUUCAUGAUGUGGGUCAGUGCAGGGACAAAGUAGAGUUCAAUCCGGGUCUGUUAUUAGACAGCUAAAUAAAAUCAUUUCCAUUUCAUUCUGAUUCAUAAAUUAAAAUCAGACCAAAAUUGUCUACGAUUUAGUUCAGUCAGUCAACUUUAUUUGUUAGUUUGUGAAUAAAAGAGAAAAAGAGGAGAGAUAUUUUCCUGGAGCGGCAGUAACUUAGGAGGUAGAGUGGUGGUCCAACAACUUCAAAGUUGGCAGUUCGAUUCCCCCCUAUUCCUAACCUAUCCUUGGGCAAGACACUUAACCCAUCUUACUUCCAGUAUGUGGUGUAUGAUUGUGUAUGAUAUGACUGGUGUACAUGUUUCCAUCAGUCUGUCCCAGGGCACCUGUGACUACUCAGGUAGUUUACCACCACUAGGGUGUGACUGAGUUUGCGAAUGAAUGAUGUUUCCAAUGUAAAGCACUUUAAGGGUCACUGAUAAAGUGCUAUAUAAAAUUAGAUGCAUUAUUAUUAUUAUUCCAGACAGAUCAGAGAAAGAUUUGUCAAAGUUCCUGCGAGGAGCCUUUGGUUUGUGUCAACUUUAGCACCCCCUGUGGACAAAAAAAGUCUUUGCUUAUCUUGUCCUUUAAAGGGUUUAGUUGUUUAUUUUGACAGACAAUCUCAUCCUGAUAACUUGUGACAGUCAAAAUACAUCAUUUACAGUGAAUACUUAUUGUAAGAACUGUGCUUUUUCUUCAUCCGCCUGGCUCACACCUACCCCCUUGGGUUGGUUUUAGGCAUUAAAAUUUCAUUAUACAAUUUGUCAAUCUUGCCCCUGAUGGUUUUGUUUGCUUUUGGAAAUCAAGAAAAAAGCAUUAGUACAAAUUUCAUGAACAUCAAAAAACUCGUCAUAGUCGCUUUAAUUGUGUUUUAGAAUAUGAAGCUCCAGGCACAUUAUUAAAAGAACCAAAUGUAAGAAUAACAACAAACAGGAAAGUUCCCAAGUUGUAUAAAACACAGGAAAUAAGGUGAUUCACUGCCCACAGCAGGGCUGAAUUUCUUCUUUUAACCUAAUCCUCAGUUCAGACAAACAAAAUAUUUGAUAACAAAUCUGAUGAAGCCAAAGGCUAAACAUGAUGUUCCUGAGAAAAUGGGGAUUAAAUGAAAUGGAAAAAAUUCUUUGUGAAUAAGCCUAGUAUUUUCUUCCCUGCUAUCACCUGCACCGAGGUUUCCGGACUGACAGUGCUGUGCAUCACUUAAGUAUGAAAUACCUGACUUGUUUAAAAAAAAAAAAGUUUUCUCAAACACUCCCAAGUCCAAAGAAGUUUUAUAUAACCUUUGAAACCAGCACAAAGAACUUUUAGAAAAAAAACAAAAUAAAAAAAUAAAGCAGAGAAGAAGGAUAAAAAGGUUGUAAAAAGAAAACAAAUCUUUUGUUCUCUGUUGUUCCUCUCAGUUUCCUCUGGAGGAUCGAGUCCUUAUUUGAAGACUCUUUGUUUGAAGCUAGAAGUGUCAAGUUAUUCUCACUGUUUUUCCCCAUGUCUUUCAAAAAGAAAUGGGUAAACUUCUUCACAUUUAAUAGUGAUUGAGACUUUAAUUGUACAGUGCGGAUCUCCAUGGGUAAAGAAAUGUAAGCACACUUGAAUACCCAAUGAAACACAAACAGAUUUACAUUUUUACAUGCUGCUUGAAACACAGCAAGGCUCGGGUCUCUAAUCCAUAUAAAUCUUUUCUUUUGUGAAUUUUCAGCACAGAACAGAGAAAUAAAUAAAGUGAUGGAUGGUGUGACGGAUAAAGCAGAUGUCAUAAGAGACCUAUCAACUAUGUGAUCACUGCGCCGCCUUUGGAAGCAAGAGCUGCAUUUUUACAAGCUUUAGCAGAAACCAUAGGCAGACAUAAACUUAUACUCCUCCUGUAGGGAAAAGGGGUAAUAUUUGCACUCCUGUUUUCAAAAAAGAGAAACAUACAAAGUAAUCUUUCCCAAAAUUCACACAGGACAUCUAAGUUAAGCAGAUAAUAUAGGGUAGUGAAGGUGUAAUCAAGGUUGCUAUUUUUCCAACACUUCUUCAUCCAUUAGUGAGGGACCACCAUUUGUUAUCAGUAGUUCAGAUUUUUGCUGGUGGUAUGGAUAAUAUAGUUGCUGCAGUAGGCAUUAGCAUUGGUUAAUAAUGCAGGAAAUCAAUACUAUUCAGUGAUUAACAACAGAAUCUUUAUUAAUAAUGGUUAUUUUAUGGAAUAACCCUAAUUCUUCACCACAGUUUUAAUUUGUUUUGACAUAUUGGUUACACUUUAUUUGACACUUGUCUCUAUAACAUGUUAUAAAUAUAGUUAUAAUGCGCUGUAAUCACAUUAUAGCACUGUAUAACUAUAGUUAUAAACACUCAUAAAUCAUCAUAAUGCUUUAUAGCAAUAAUCAUAACACAUUAUAAAGCAUUUUAUCAUGACUUACAAGGUCAGGUAUUAUAAUGUGUUAUAAUCAAUCAAUCAAUCAAUCAAUCAAACUUUAUUUUUAAAGCACUUUUCAUACAUGGAAUGUAUCACAAAGUGCUGUCCAAUCGCACAGGAUACUAAAAAACAAUGAAAUAAAAUAAAUAAAAAUACAAAUACCAAACCACCCUCCCAACCCCCAUUCAACACAUAUAUCACUCACACACUCACACACACACACAGAUGCAUACACAAAAGACCAGGACACUUCAACUUGCCACAGAUGACUGAGGAAACACUAUCUUGAGUUGAGUAUCUUGAGUAUAACUGUUAGUUAGUUAACAGUUGCAUUGCAUAAUCUAUGUGGGCAUUGUCAGUGAGUUGUUAACAGUUAUAACACAUUAUAAUACCUGACCUUGUAAGUCAUGAUAAAAUGCUUUAUAAUGUGUUAUGAUUAUUGCUAUAAAGCAUUAUGAUCAUUUAUCAGUGUUUGUAACCAAAGUUAUACAGUGCUAUAACGUGAUUAUUAUGCAUUAUACAUAUAUUGUUAAUGCGUUAUAGAGAUAGGUGGCAAUAAAGUGUUACCAACAUAUUUUCACCAGUCUUUCGUGGACCGCAAACUAAGAUUAAACCUGAGAAUCUUGUAAAAGACCCCACAAGUGCUCUAGUCCCACAUCCUGAAUUUGUUACAUAGUUGAUUUAAAGCUCUGUGCGCAAGUUCAACUUAAAAUUUAGUCAAAAAUGUAAAUAACACGACCAUAACUCUCAAAAACAGCCAUUUAUGAGAGUGUCUUCUCUUUGACUCUUUCCUACUUUUCACCCUCCCUCUCCGAGUUCAAAAUAAGGUGAUGAAGAAGUCAAAAUCUCUGCGAACAACAUUAGUAACACGAAUUUCACAGAAGUGCUCAAGCAAAUCUUGCACUCUUGACUUUUCAACCGCAGUCGCACUGUCUCGCAUGCAGACACUUUAUCUUCCCCUCUUCCUAGCACACAGACAUGUCUGCACACUGACAGGAGAGAAAUUGCAAGUCUUGGUUUUGAGACCGCCACCAGUCAGAGCAAGCCGGGGCGGGGGGGGGGGGGGGGACGGCUAAAUUUAAACUGUGAAGCCUUUAAUGUUGGUAGGUUUGAGUGCCAGCAGCAGGAGGGAACAGGCUCCUCUGUAUCAGCCAGGUCCUAUCUGAAGAUGUUUGUGUGUCUUUUGUUACGAAGAUGCAUGGAAAGAACAAGAGAGAAAGAUCGAGCGAGAGGCUGAGCCAAAGACUUGAAAGUUCAAAGACAGAGCAAAGAAGCUAAACACAAGGGAAAGCAAGGGGAUUAAACUACGAGAGAACAAACAGAAAUCGCAACGUCUAAUUUAUGCAUGAGCAUGUAUAAAUGUGUGCGAGCAGAUGAUAUGAAGGCUUAAGAGGAGAGGAGAUGAGGAUGCGAGGAAGGAGGCAAAUAAGGAGCAGAUAAAGACAGGAGGAAAGCAGAUGAGGGCAUCAGAGAGAGCCUAGGGUGAGAUAUUCUGCUGUAGAUUCCUCCUGUCUCUGCUGCAGAAUGAUAAAUACCCUGCUCACCGGGUGAAAUAAAGUCUUGCAGAUCAAUGAGCGCUUGUGAGGGAUCUCUUCAUUAGCUCAAUGGAGUGUGCACUGAGCUGUAGUCAGCACAUGGAUUUACUACAGAGCUGCUGUAAAUUAGAGGGACAACAGCGAAGCGUAUGCAUGUAUUGUGAUCUGCAGUCGUGUCAGUUCUCAUAGGAGGUUGGGGGGGUGGGGGGGGGUGGAGGAAAGAAGGCAGGAAGUUAUUUUUAGAUGAGGUGGAUAGGUAAGAGAAGCAGAGGCUCAUGGGCUAAUGAGAGGAGGGGAAGUAGAAACCUGUGAUAUCAACAUUUAACCAGUCCAUGGUACACACAAAGAGAUUCCAGAUGCAGUAAGUAUGGAAUCAACUCUGCACCAACCAUCAACAGCUGCUUCAAUGUUUUUGUCCUUUUUGUCUCUUAAUGAAGAGGAGGAGGAAGGAAUAUAACAACUAAUAAUAAAACCUGAGACUCUGUGCUGUUUUUUUAAUCAGCAUUUUAUCAUUGAUUAGCGCUGUCACUCAAAUGAACUUUAAAGGAACAGAUCAUUGUUUCAUAGUUAGUAUUAAAAAUGAUUAAAAGAUAGCAAACAAAGAACUCUUGUGCUCUCUUCUAUACUUCCUAGAAUCAACUUCUCUGUACAGACACCUACAUUUAUAUAUGAUCUGAUGUACUGUAGGUCUCUGAGCUAAUGAGACAGUAUGAAGGAGUUCUUUGGUCCAUCCAUGGACAGAUUUGUUUAGAGGAGGACAUAUUGCAAAGCAUUUUAUCAUGUCUUACAGGGUCAGGUAUUAUAAUGUGUUAUGCUUAUUGUUAUAAAGCCUUAUGAGUGUUUAUAUUGAUAGUUAUACAAGUUUAUAAGCAAAUUAUAACACAUCAUAAAUACAUGUAUAAUGCAUUAUUUAUGUGGGCAUUGUCAGUGAGUUGUUAACAGUUAUAACACAUUAUAAUACCGGACCUUGUAAGUCAUGAUAAAAUGCUUUAUAAUGUGUUACGAUUGUUGCUAUAAAGCAUAUGAUCAUUUAUGAGUGUUUAUAACUAUAGUUAUACAGUGCUAUUACCUGAUCAUAAUGCAUUAUACAUAUAUUUAUAAUGCCUUAUAGAUAUAGGCGUCCAGUAAAGCGUUAACAGUUUUUCUUAGAGUUAUCUGAAAAGAUCUAAACCCCUCUUUUAACUGUUAAAAUGUCAGUCUAAAUCAUUAAUAAACAGGCCUUAACAAAUUAACCAAUGUAAUCCUGCGAUUACCUUAUCCAAAAAUGAAAAUGAUAGUGAUCUUUGCAUGAGAAUACUGAAUCUAUACAUGCAGCACUGGAUUCAUGGUUUCAGGAGUGUUCUGCUGUUUGUCUUUAGAAUGAAAGUGGUUCUGCCCACUUCCAUGUCUGUAUUUAGCCGUAUGCAGGAGAAUUCACAGCAAAUUAUCUGCCUGUAUUUGUUUGACUUUGUUUGACUUUAUCGUUUCGAGACAGAUUUUUGUGCAAGUUUGUUUACUUGUCCUCUGUGAGUCUUUAUAUAGUAUGCUGGACAUGUUUUGCUUUUCCAGACAGAAUAGAGAAAAAAAUUACUUUUGUCAUCUGGUGGAGACUUCCUAAACGCCCACCUAUCUGUGCUGCACAACUUUAAAUCCAUGUGGAUUGAAUUACUUUACUGCAGAAUUUGUCUAUGAAUUUAGAGUCCCUGACACUGUGUUGGGAGAUUUCAUUUAGAUACCAGAUGAACAGUACUGAAAAAAAUCAUCUGCAACACUACGGUGCACAAAUAUGUACAUCACAAUGAGUUUUCUAAAAGUAGGAAAACAUUCAAAAACUUUGAAGGAACAGUGACAAUAACUCUAGCUACUUCCACCCUGCACAGACACAUGACUUUAAAGGCACAAUCCACCAGUUUUGGAGCCGUCAAUGAUUAAUACCUUAUGUCUUGAUGCCCUAAAUAUACUCAGAUUAACAUGCUGUAAUCACCUCUAAAUUUGCCCUAAUUCCAAGAUAAGAAGAAAUGUAUUUCAAAGCUUUUGCUUUAUUCUAUUCUUACUUUGGAGGGUACUAUUUCUGUUACAUUUUGAAGGCACAGCUUGUAUUGGCUGAAGUUUUGACACAUGUUUAAGGAAAAUCAGGCCAGAUAUGUAUAUAAAAGACAGCUUAAAGAGAAGUCCACUUACCAACAGCAUGUAGAGAAUAGUGGCAGAAGAGAAUACCACAGGUUGUUGUUGUUGUGUUAGCCCGAACUAAAACCCCUACAUCAAUUCUUUGUCUGCUUUUUUGUGUUAUUAAAAGAGGGUCAUGGUUGGUAAGAGAUUAGGUAGGCUAUAAUAGAUGUAUAUUGUAAUGCACAGCCUGGUUUGCAUUUAUACAUCUCAUGCUGUGCCUCUCUGGCAAACUUGUUGUUAGCAGGUUCACUUGAAGUCUGACAUGGAGUUGAAACUGACCUUGCUGACAGAAAUGGCAAUCUGCCAGCACUUGUUCCUCGGCUCUAGACUCUCUUUGCUGUUGAAUGUUUUCAGUAGAUAAAGGCCCUCCUACCUAAUAACAUUUAGUAGUAGUUGUAAAUACCACUCAGGGUGUUGGAAGCUGAUCUUGCAGACAGAUAUGGACGGAUUACCUUGUAAAUACAUGAAAAUGAAUGCCGUCUUUUCCAAUAGUUGGCUUCGUCUUUCUCUUCAUGUAAAAUUUCCUACCCCUCUGUCUUUCUCUCGCUCUCACAGGCUAUCAGGGCGCUACAUGUGAGCAGAAGGUGGACCCAUGUGCUUGCAGCCCCUGUCACAAUAAUGGGACAUGCUAUCCUCAGGGCCCUGGUCCCCUGGGAUUCGGCUGCAGCUGCACAGCAGGAUUCACUGGACCAACAUGUGCCCAGCUGGUGGACUUCUGUGCCCUGAACCCCUGCGCCCACGGGGUCUGCCGUAGCGUGGGCAACAGCUACAGGUGUCUGUGUGUCCCAGGUGAGUUCUGGUGGCGUGUGUGAAUGUGUUAUAUAACGUGUAAAUAAACGAAUAUUACCAGUUUAAAAUCAUUUUUUAAGAGAACCAUCUUUUUGUGACAUGCUGAAAUUGUUUUUUUUAGACAUUUACUGAGGGGGGAAAUACUCUCCUCUAUUACUGCUUCAGUUACAGAUUCAGGUUUGUUUUCUAGUCAAAAAACGAUUGGGCUGAAUGGCUAUUUUUAGACUGCGGGUGAGAGUGGCGCUGGUGCUGACGCCUCAGUAAUGGACUCAAUCAGGCGGAAUGAUGACAUCAUUGUCCUCUGUAUUGCGAUCACCUUGCCUGGAUGGCGAGAUAGAUGACGUCUUCAAUUGCUCGUAAACAUAAUUUGACUUUUUGCCAAGUUGGCUUUCCAUCUGUAACAUCUGUCAGUCAAAUGAGCAGGCUGCUCACCAUAUUUCGCUCUUUUUUUUUUAUUUAGGCGUUCUUUCAUUCAUACCUUCACCAGCAGCCUCCACAGCUGCACCGUUUCCAAAACAGAUUGAUGCAGAGAAAAAUAAAGAAAAAAGGUUUUUCAUGGUAGUCCAUUAGUCAGUUUCAGUGAAUGGCUUCACAGCUGUUCUACCACUUGUUGAUGAGGGUUUUGAGUGAUGAUCAUAUCAUAACCUUUACUAUGACCUUUAUUUAACCAGGUUAGUCCCUUUGUGAUUCAAGGUCUCUUUUACAAGAGAGACAUGGCCAAGAAUGGCAGCACAUAAAGUUACGACCAUAGACUGUAUAUAGAAUGGACAGCGUCUGGCUCCUUGCUGGGUGAAGCCACUCUGAGAACAGCACCCUCUGGUGACGGGCUGCAGUAUAGGUCAUAAAUCCGGCCUCUGCCAGCAAAGCUUAUGGAGCUGUGGACAAACUUUAGAAAUGUAUUACACAGAACAUACAUUUUUCUCCUCCUGAUUUGUGCUCAAGUCCUCUUUUUUUUCGGUGAAGCUCCGUUUUUAAAAGUUAUUAGGGGUUCAUGUUUUCUAGGAUUGACACCUGAUACAGCCUAUUGGCAUUCAGGGAUUGCGUAGCUCAUCCGGGGGAUACGCUGUUUGAGCCCAGCGUCAUCACCGUGACUCUAUGCCACUCUCCCGCCCAAUACUGACAAUGCUACUGUGCAAUGCUGGUUUCAGGAAAUGAAGAGAAAUCGCGGAAAUACUGAGAGCUUUUUGGCUUCAAAUCCGCAUAACGGCGGGAGGCAGACCCAAGUUGUCCAUAGUAUAUACAGUCUAUAGUUAUGACACAUAAUCCCAUUAAACUUAAUAAAAUCAAAAUACAAAUAACAAUUUAAUUAACAAGAUAAGUUAAAUUAAAACAUUUGCACUCAAAUAGCAGAUACCAGACUUUGGAGUCUGAGCUUUGACUGCAAGGUAUUCCAUGUACUUGUAGCAGAAAAUGUAAAACCUUUCUUUCUCAUUUCAUUUGCUGUAUAAGCAAUGGAAAGUUGAAGCUCUUUUAAUAACACUUGAUAAAAAGUUUCUCUAAAUAUCUGACCCAAUGGAAUAAUUGCUUCGAGUUGAAAAUCCCUCAAUUUGUUAUAAACUUCUCGUUUGUUCAAACCCUUUCUCUCCGACUGGGUUCUAAAAUGCAGAACAGUCUUCUGCUACUUUCCAGUUAUUCUGACGUCAUUUUUUUCAUUCAGGACUUUAGAGUCUUUUUUUUACCCAUUUUUUAUUCUCCUCAUGUUCUCUUCCCUCUUCUGCUUGUCCCUUUGUCCUUCCCCAUCUUUAUCUUGCUCCACCUAAUUUUCCCCUCAUCCUCUGUUGUAUGGUUGCCAUGGUGAAGCAGUUGCCUGAGGACAGUGUUUGUGUGUAUUUGUGUAUUCCUCCUGUUAUAUUGUCAUUUUUUGAGGCUUUAAUACUUAAGCAGAAGUUGCCAACCUAUCUAACCUAUCCUCGGGCAGGCUUAUGUAACGGGAUUGGUGAUUGGUGCAAUUAACAUUGUGAACAUAAGUAGGUGUGCUACUUUGAACAUACACAUUCCCACAUACACUAACAAAGACACAUGCCUGUUUUUGACCAAAUUUGACCUUUUUACAUUUCACCAGAAUCUUAGCUGAUAUAGGAGUGUGCGUACUUUGCUAUUAGCUCUCCUUGCGUGUAUGUACGUGUGUGAGUGGUGUGUGUGUGUGCAGAGUACCUUUGUCAGUUUGUCUGUCUUGUUGGGGUGUGUAAUGCGUGUACGGGUUUGUUUAAAUGCCCGCUGGCUGCCUGUGAGAGGGGCUGCUGGGGAGCUGAUAUGUAGAAGGAUCCCUCCUCCAGUUUCCUGUAAUCCAGCUCACACUAGAGGCAGCAGCCCAGCAGCCAGCCCGUAGAAAGCAGACAGAGUCUUGGAAAGGCGUUUGACAUUUCACUGGCAUUUCACAGAGGGGACCCCAGAGUCUCUAUCUAAGUGGGCUCCUCAUUAAAUCCCCCCUCUCUCUCCUUCCUUCCCCAAACACACAUCAGCUAUAGGCCAGGGAGGGGUUUUUUAGAGACUUUGUCAGCAACUGGGGCCAAAUGGAAAUUUUUAGCCAUUUAAAGUGAGAGCAGAGCUAAUGAAAACAGAUUGCUCCUCCAGUCAGGUGAGGACUGCAGAGAUAUUAGUUCUCAGAUGGUUUGACUUGACAAGAGGUGGAACAUUUUUAUACAAAGCAGCGGUUCAAAGGGUUCAAUCAGGAAAUCAAAGGGGUAUAAAUUCUAAAACUACUUUUAAGUCUCAUUUAUCAAGAUUUCAGUAGACAAUGAAGAAUGAGAUAGAGCUAUACAAACGAAAAUGGACGUAAAAACCUCCAAUGACACUCACUCUUUCUUCCUGUAUUUAUCUAUCUCUAAGGUGGCUCUGACGGUGCAACGUAAACACAUCCCACUACAUAUGCUUCCUUUUAGCUCGUACAUACUGUUGUGGGGACUGAAGAUGAAUCAAUUUCUCCUCAAUCUCGGUUUGACUGAGUUUUCAGACGCUGCAUGCUUUUCUACCUCAGUGCACAGCUGCCCUCCUAUGGAAAAUACAGUGCACUACAUGUCAUUUAGUUUCAAACCCGAUUCAAGUGAAACUCAGCUGUAAAAUGGUUUAUAUUUGUACACUUUAUUGUUGACUGUUUUUUUUCCCUCUCCACUGGAUCACUAACAAAGAGGAACUUAAACAACUGUAGGAACUCCACAAUGUUGCCAUAAUUGACAUGGAUUUAACAUUUCUAAAUUAUUAUAUCUUUUGGCUUGACAUCAUUAUUUAUGAGUAUGUAUUUAUGGGUAUAAAAUUUAAAGUGUGAAUAAUAAGUUACUUAUGAAUACUGCUACAUUUCCUGCUCUUACCACCAUUUGAAGGUAUCUAAAUAUAAACCAGUUGAGAGGAGGCUUAGACUGAACAAGUGAUUGUGACGUGAUCAGCUCUGACCAGCUUUGAGAUCAGCAUGUUUGGAUGUUUGGAUGAAAAAUAGAGGGAAAAUCCAGAUCAGGUGGUGGCUUAACUUCCAACAAGGACUUUCUGUUCAGUUCUACUUUCAUUGAGAAAACUGCUCGCAACAGUAUCAGUACGCCUUGUGUGUGUUAUGAAUUUACACCCCAGAAAAAUAAACAUGGCUGCUAACGAGAGUUCAAUUGCAUUUGAUGCUGUAAUGCAAAAUAUCAUGAUGACUUCUGUCUGAACUGAUGUUUUACACUUCAGUAGAUGCAAUAAAUUACCUCUAAGGUUAUUAUGAUCUUAUCUGUAUAUGUGAAGAUUUUUCUCUUUUAAAUAAACAUGAGGUAUAAAAAAAAUCUGACUGUUUAAAAUAAUAGAGGAGGGAAGACUCUGCUGAGACAAAACACUUUGUUUCCAACUGAAUAAAAUGACACAUUUCAUACAAUUUAUACUUGUGUCCCCCUAAGGCUACCAUGGCUUGUACUGUGAGGAGGAGUACAAUGAGUGUCUGUCGGCCCCCUGCCAGAACUACGCCACCUGCAGGGAUCUCAUCAAUGCCUAUGAGUGUGUCUGCACACCACAGUUUGAAGGUAAACAUGUGCACACGUGUAUAAAUCAGCGUGGGACUACUUUCAGAUGCAGGCACACAUCUGUUGACGUGCUUUUUUUCUUCAAAGACCCCACCAUGUUACAGUUUCACAGUGCACAGCUUGUGUGUGUUUAUGUAUGCAGGUAGACACUGUGAAAUCUAUAAGGAUCCAUGUCUGAAGCUGCACUGUCAGAACGGAGGCCGCUGUGAGAGCGCGGGAUUCAAUGCUACCUGUGCCUGCCCACCUGGAUACAAAGGUGAGCACUAGAGCCGCAUGAGUCUAUUGCUGCGUUUGAGUUACCUCGGAAGUCAGAUAUCCGAGCUGGGAAUGACGUCACACCCGAGUUACCAGCAUUUCAGUUACCAAUUCGGAAAAAAGAAAAAUCGGAGGCAGAAACUCGAUGGCUAUAUCUAUGAAAGUUAUUUUAGCGCCCUUGCUUAUAUUCAGACAAGGCAAGCGCUAAAAUAACUUUCGCCGAUUUUGCUUUCUUCCGACUUGGUAACUGAAACACUGGUAACUUGGGUGUGACAUCAUUCCCAGCUCAGACCUCUGACUUCCAUGGUAAGUCAAACACAGCAUAAGACCCAGGAGAUGGGCAGCCUAUUUGAAUGAGACAGUCUGAGGGCUUUGAGCUUUGGUUUCUACUCCAAGCUUUGUUGAAUUCAUUUUUAUUCAUAACAACUUUACCUGUCCUCUCAGGGGAGAAAUGUGAGGUUGAUAUCAAUGAGUGCGAGUCCAACCCGUGCCACCAUGGAGGCACCUGCAUUGACCAAUCAAAUGGCUACACCUGUCACUGUCCACCUGGGUGGGUUGGGCCCAGCUGUGAGAUCCGUAAGUCAACCUGUCAGAAAAACUCUGUUCGGCCAUUAAUCUCAAAUCCCGCAGGAAGGAGGCCUCAUGAAUCUUUGUGUGUCUCUGUGUGUGUCAGAUCUGCAGUGGAAACCGGCCCACACUGAGGACACCCUGACCAACAUGCCCCGCCAUUCCCUCUACAUCAUUAUCGGCGCUCUGUGUGUGGCCUUUGUCCUCAUGCUCAUCAUCCUCAUCGUGGGCAUCUGUCGCAUCAGUCGCAUCGAGUACCAAGGCUCGUCCCGCCACGCCUACCAGGAGUUUUACAACUGUCGCAGCAUCGACAGCGAGUUCAGCAAUGCCAUCGCCUCCAUCCGCCAUGCCAGGUUAGGAAAAGGAACUUAAGUGGAUUUACAGAAAAGUCUAGCACAGAGAGAGUAUUUGUAGGGGCUGUUCUCAAUGUUCAUAGCAGUUUCUAUCAACAGGUCCAAUAUUGGCAUUAUAAUAAUAAUGGUAAUAGGGUAAGAAUUACAAUAGCAUUAACAUUAAAAGAAACAUUAACACUUUAUCAAGGUAAUAAUAAUGGUGAGGCUAAAAGUAGUAGAAGUAGCUGGAGUACAGCAGCAACAACUGAGAAACCUUUGUGAUGAGGAACUCCCACAAAGAUCUGUAGUUGGUAACUUAAGAAGGACAUUGAGAUGUAAAGUUAGUGACAUGCAGACAGCUAGAAGAGACAGAGUAAGAGUGUGUCAGUUCCAAGCCUGGGACAGGUCUUAGUGUAAACUUUAUUGACAAUCCAGCUGAGAGGUAACAAAGGCAUGGACUCCAUUCUCUGCCCUGUUUUAGCUCAGGAUGUGUCAAUUCUUUGUGAAAGUGUGAAGACGAUAAAGAGGCUGUCUUGAAAUGUGUUGAAUGUGGGAGUUGGAAGACAUUUCCUUAUCAAAUAGACCUCUCAAAUUCCUGACCAUGGUGCCAGAUAAUAGACUGAUGCUAUCCAUGGCAGAUAUAAUAAGGUGACACAGAUUAUAAAAAGCCUCUCUUAAGUGUUUGGGACCAAGAACCAUAACUUCAUUUUUGUACUGGUUGAGCAGUUCAGCUCUGGGCAUCCAGAUCUUUGUAUUUUAAAGGCAUGCUUGUAGUUUAGUCAGCUGGUAUUGACAAGUAUAACUGAGUGUCAUCUGCAUAACAGUGAAAUUUCAUGCAGAGUCUGCUUUUAAUGUUACCUAGAGAGCAUACAUUUGAAGCAAAAGAAAUCAGGGAAAGCACUGACGCUUGUGGAACUGACCCUGGUGCACUGAGGAGUUUUUGUUUUUGUUUUUGUAUGUGAUACAAAGUUUGAGCAAUUUCUGUAAUGCAAAAUACUCUGUGGUGCUCAAUCAUAUUGAAUGCAGCACCAAAAAUUCUAGUAGAGACAAGACCUAUGUCCUAAGCCAUAAGGACAUCAUUUUUUACACUCUCUGAUGCAGUCUAUGCUACAGUGGAGGCUAAACCUUGGCUAAAAAACCCAAAUAUUGUAAUGGAGACUCAAAAAUCUGAUCACUAUGAUCUCUAGGAAUUUUGAAAAAAAGAAAAAGUUGAUAGACAAGGUUCCCAAAUCAAUAGUAAGCUUAUUUAUAAGAGAUUAAUUGCAGCUACUUUAAAUGACCGUGGUAUACUGCAUAAGAUCAUUCUUAUUAUACAGCAGUCUUAAAAAUGUUCAAUUCUCUGAAUCAAGCUCAGAGAAGGGAACAGACAGCUUGACAUUAAAUAGUGGUUCAUUGAAGUUAUGAGCACAGGGUCACAAAAUGUUUUACAGUCCACGUCAUGUCUAGCUUUUUGGAUUCUCAUGCAUCAAGUCAAGGUGCCGACUAAUUUCCUUUUAUUUUCAGUCCAAUUCCACAGAGACUAAAGAACAAAAAAAUUAAAGAAAACUUUUAAAAAAUCACAAUGUUGCUGGUGCCAAUUUUCAAGGCUAGACUUUGCUCAUGUUGAGUGGAAACAGUGAACACUUUUACUUUGAUUGGUUUGCAAAUUUUAUUGCAGGAUUUUGUGACAAAUAUCACAGCUUAACCAGGCCCAACUCAAAGAAAAUAUCAUAAAAAGGGAAUGGAAACUCCUACAGCAAAAAUCAAAGUAAGACAUGAAAGUAGUUCUUUGAUCUACAGUAAUUUACUGUUACGUAAAUAUGUAAGACCUUGAAUCACAUGGAUUCAGGGCUCUAGCUGCUUCAAAAGAAAAGUGUUGUUUGCCCAUCUGCUCGAAAUUUGUUUCAAAGGUCGGUGCUAAGAUGAGUUCAUGUAAGUGAGCUCAUGGUGGUAUGUUAAGAAAAAAGUUUUUUAUUUUUAUCUGUGAUAUCAUCAGAUUUUUAAGCUCCUAAACAAACAUUCUUGGUUUGAAAGAAACUAAAUUUAACACACAGGGAGGAUCUUAUAUAGAGAUGUUGCUGAGUUCAGGAAGUUCAGACUAUCAUCCAACAAUUUUCAACUGAAAUUUAUGAUUUGUUGCUGCAAUCCUUAUUUAUAUUUCAACGUUAUCACUUUAUCAAAUCACUCCUUUCAGUAAAAGCUGGUUCGGUCUUUAUUUAUCAUUAAAUCUUGUAUGAAGAUGGAGUAUUCAUGCACUUUGUCUCUAUGUUCUCUUAUUAGAUUUGGCAAGAAAUCCAGACCUGCUAUGUACGAUGCCACUCCCAUCGCCUAUGAGGACUACAGUCCUGAUGACAAGCCUCUGGUGACCCUCAUCAAGACGAAGGAUUUGUAA
This is a messenger RNA of Xyrichtys novacula (pearly razorfish), 60655 nucleotides long. The record is from the annotation of a GenBank genome assembly. Lineage: Eukaryota; Metazoa; Chordata; Actinopteri; Labriformes; Labridae.